This is a messenger RNA of Podarcis lilfordi (Lilford's wall lizard), 58592 nucleotides long. The record is from the annotation of a GenBank genome assembly. NCBI's taxonomy places the organism in Eukaryota, Metazoa, Chordata, Lepidosauria, Squamata, Lacertidae.
AUGAAAAUCAUGUUCGGAACUGACAGUGUCGGGAAUGACACCAAAAGCAUCAGCAGCACAUUGGCUCAUGAUCACAAGAGAAGAGGCAGGGUAGUGGGGUGAUGCCAUAGUAUUCUCAGGCCUGUGGCUCUGGGGCCAGCGCCAGGUUUUAUCACUAACAUGACAUGCAAAGGCUUAUUUCAAGAAAGAACUGUGUGUGGGAUCAUAGGUUUGUCUGCAAAACACACCCCAACUCUCCAAAGCUCUUUCCCUAUAACCCAAAGGUUUUGAUGUGGAACAGAGCAAGCUGCCUCAGACUUAGUCAGAUCCAAGGAGAGUAUUGUAUACUCUCCAUGCUCUCCAAGGUUUCUGAAAUGGGACACAUUCAGCUCUACUUUGGCAUGCUGGGGACUGAAUCUGGGACCAUCUGCAUGCAAGGACCACUUAGCUGUGGUCCUUCUUCAGAUAGAGAAACACAGGAAGCUGCCUUGUACUGAGUCAGACCAUUGGUCCAUCUAGCUCAGUACUGCUUAUUCUGACUGGCAGCCAUUCUCCAGGGUUUCAGGCUGGGGUCUCUGGCAGUCCUACCUGGAAAUGCCAGGGAUUGGACUUGGGAGCUUUUACAUGCAAAUCAGAUGUUCGACCACUGAGCUGCAACCCUUCCCCUAGUGCUCAGAGGAAACAAUCUGCACAUGCUCAUGUUCAGCCAGCCACAUGAGAGGGCAGAAGCUUGCUCAGAGCCCCACACAAGAUCAUAGAAUUGUAGAGUUGGAAGGGACCAUGUGGGUUAUCUAGUUCAACCCCCUGCAAUGCAGGAAUCAUUUGCCCAACAUGAGGCUCAAACCCACAACCCUUGAGUUAUGCUUUACCAACUGAGCUAUCCCAGCAGUCUAUGAGCUGAGUAUGGAGGAAUAUAAAAGCCCCCUCCUAGGGGCCCGCUCUAGGUCAGCCCCCGCCCCCAGGCACUGUGUCAAUGACUCUCAGAUUCUUUAGUAGAAAAAGCAAAACUGGAAAAGCUUCUCAUAAGGUUGAAAUAACCCUGCUUAGGUUGCCUUUGUGCUGGCUUUCAUUUUAUGGUGAUUUCAUGCACUCUUUUUUCUUUCUUAUUAUGCCCUUUGGUUUAAAAACAAUGUGUCAUGAUAUUUAAAUGAAAGCCAGUGACGGCCCAGAAUCAUGCAACUUAAGUCAAUGGAGGAUGUCGUUUAAUGACUAGAGAGCAAUCCAAUUGCUUUCCUGCUGUGAUGUGCACAUUUAGUGACUACUGCUGUUCUUGGGGGGGGGGGGCACUAUCCCUGCUGCUCAUGACACCUUUUGGUACAUUUUCUCACUAAGACCGAGAUAAAAGUUUGAUUAAAAGUUUAAGUAGUUAUGGUUUGGUUUGGUUUGGUUUUUUUCUAAUGGCUCUUCCUCUGGGUUAGCACAAAGUAGAAAAGGAAGCAAAAUCUUAAAAGGAUUUCCUCCUUGAAAUAUGAACCCCCUUAAGUUUUGGUAGCAGAGCCAAGUCUGUAAAAUGAAAUCAUUUCACUGAGAACAGAUGCAGGGAGAGGAAUUGUAGAAGAGUCACAUCCAUCUGCUGUUGCAGGUGACACAAUCUAGGUGGCCUUGUGUCCUGCUUUACUGAGUACCGUCCUCUAUUUCAAGAGCUGUCAAGCUCAGUCCUAUAUUGGGAAAGGGCUCUUUGGUUCCAGGAAAGAACUCUAAGAAGGGAAACCCAAACCCCUGAAGCUUCCCAUCUGUAAUUAGCACUUGGACAACAGACUGAGCAGGCACUCAGUAGGUCAUCAUGCCAUCCAUACUGGAAAAAGGGCAGUGGGGAGGUGGGGGGGGGGGAGAGAAAACAAUGCAGGCUGGAGUCUCUGCCUACAUGGGCAUCUGUGUUGUAAACACAUCCAACACAUGGAGGAGAGUGCUAUCAAUGGCUACUACCCACAAUGGCUAUCCUCUGCUGCCACAGUUGGAGGAAGCAAUGCUUCUGAGCACCAGUUGCUGGAAACCACAGGAGGGGAGAGUGCUCUUGUGCUCAUCAUUCAGAAAAUCUCUUCUUUCAUUCUCGUGCUUAUCCCUUGCUUUCCCUCUUUGCAAUGUUUCUGUCUCAGAUUCUCCCUUUCUCUCCCCUCUUUCUUUCUCUCCAGUUUGUUGCCCAGCCCAACUGCCAGCAGCUGCUAGCGACGCUUUGGUAUGAUGGUUUUCCCGGAUGGCGGCGAAAGCAUUGGGUGGUCAAGCUCUUGACAUGCAUCACCAUUGGACUGCUGUUUCCCGUGCUUUCUGUGGCCUACCUGAUUGCCCCUAAGAGCAGGCUGGGACUGUUCAUCAAAAAGCCAUUUAUAAAGUUUAUCUGCCACACUGGCUCCUACCUUACCUUUCUCUUCAUGCUCCUACUGGCAUCGCAGCACAUUGUCAGGACUGACCUCCACAUGCAGGGACCUCCUCCAACCAUCGUUGAAUGGAUGAUCCUCCCAUGGGUUCUAGGUAAACUACUGAAUGCAAAAGCAUGUGAGGGUUGAUGGGAUUUGCAUGCAGAUUAAUUUGGUUUGGGGUGCUGUUUCCAUGCAAAUAGGUGUAGCACCUUAAUUUCCAAAUCAGUAGCUGUUGUUUCUUCUGCGGGUGAAAAAUGGUCAAAUAGUCUACUGGAUUUAGCCUCCCCCCCCCCCUGUUUUUGCUACCAGUUUGGGAUAAGGCUGAGGGAAUAAUAUAGGUAUAAUUUUUUCCUUUUCUUUUCCUCAUUUGUCUUAAGACUGUGCUUCUGAUUAGGGUUAGCCAGGUGGUACAAGUGAGUUAAAAUAUUUAUAGGGGCAGCAGUGAAAUGGUGUACAGUACAGUACAGUACAGUACAGUCACAUUCUGCACUGUCACACCUUGGGGAAGCACUGUGACAGAGCACAUGUUUCACAUUCAAGAGGUCCCUGGUCCAUUCCCUCACAGCUAAUAACAGUGGGUAAUGAGUAACAUCUCUGGAAAGCUUCUGCCAGUCAGCCCCACAGCCAAGCUGCCUCCUUGCCUCUCAACUCCAUGCGUCACAAGUUGGCGGCAAUGGCAGCAGCAGCCCGGGAUUGGCUUUGCCUUGCCUCCUCCAGAUACUGUACCUCCGCUCAGGACCCAGACUCCCAACUUCACCGCCUCAGGAGCCCCCAUGCUGAUCCCCAUCUCGCCUCACAAUUUCCCCUGUGACUAUUAUGUGGGAAAUGCCCUGGGACCGAUUUUAGGGUCUGAAAAAGGGGUGUGGUACUAUUACAAGGUGGCAACCAGUAUGCGGUAAAAUACGGUUGAUACAUAUGCACAGGUGCUGUUUCCAAGGGCUGCACCUAGAAAACCAGCUGCCAAGAACAUGAGAGCCAUGCUGGAUUGGCACAGUGGCAUUCUGCUCUCACAGCACCCAUCCAGAUGCCUAAGAGAAGCCUGCAAGCAGACUGUAGGGGGAAAUUUACUCCCCUUUGUCUCAAGCUUUCCCUGUAGGAGAUUUUUUCCUACAGGUGCAUCCUUUGUAAACAGCCCCUCUGCAGAUGGAUGGAGAUCAUCACACUCACUUAAAAUAACUCAUCAUAAUAAUUCUCGCAAAGGUCAAAUAAUGGAACGAUAAUGGAUGUUGUUUUAACUAAAGCUCUCAAAAACAUUUUACUGGGUGAGCUGGAUGAUUCAUGUGGGCAAAGUGGGCUUUUUUGUUUUUCCUUUCCUUCGAAUGGUUUUUUUAAUGUCCACUUCAACCUGUAUGCAGCACUAGUCAAAUGUUAAGAGUGAAAAGCUAAGCUUUCUCAGGUAUGAAGUGCUAGAUGGUGACAUUGUCUCUUUUUGUCCUGCUGUUCUAUAUAAGGGGAUUAGUUUAAUUAGGAUGAGCCUGGCAAAUAAGCAUGCUUCCAUAAACACACAUAUUUCUUCGCCUCUUUCAGGUUAAGCUGCCCUGACCUCAAAGCAGCUGUGGGCAUAUAGGAGAACUCAAGCUAUGAGGAAAACAUAUCCAGUCAUUAGCUCCUGGACUAUUAGCAUCAUGGAUGAUUAGCAAGCUUUCAGCCUAAGAAAGAAUGCUCUCCCAGCAUUAUUAGAAUGUUCCAGCAGCGGCACUUUUAUUUGGUGGACAUAACAGCCAGCCACAUAUAGAUUUCCAGCUUAUUUCAUGCACUUCACAAACCCUUACGCAGGAAGCACAGAGGGUCGCUAGACAUUUUGACAGAUUCAGUCUCCUUGCUGCUACACUAAACUACAUCAGUGAAGAAAAUGUACUGUAGAUUGUGGCUGCAAUUUGAUGUCACUAUAAGCCAUAGUCUGUUAUGACAGGAACAUGCCUAGCCGUACCAUGGCUGCAAAAAUAAGUUAAGAAUGCCUCUACUUUUGCUAUGAAAGAACCUGCCUGUGAUUAAGAGUCAGGCUAUCAGGAGCUUGUGGGCAGGACUAGUAAACAGGGGUGUUUGCAAGGGCAUUUAGUAGCGGAGUUGGAAACGGGAGACCCCCAAGGUCUGCAUCAUGGUGCAAGAGGCAUGAACAAGAGGCAUGAACAGUGAGGGAGCUGCUUCAGUGACCUGCAGCACCUGUGCCGUGUUUGUUUUCUCGCCUGAGCAUGUACGAAGGCACAGAUGAUGCAAGUGUAAGUUGGCUGCCUGAUCAGCUUUACGGGAAGAUACAAGGGGAACAACUAUCUUGAACCUGGUCCUUACCAGUAGGGCAGAACUGGUUUAUGAGGUAGAAGAGUCUGAAACCCAAGCCCUUUGAUGAACAGUUAAGGGAGUUGAGUAUGGAGAGAGGUGAUAUGAUAGGCAUCUUCAACAAGCUAAAGUGCUGCCACAUGGAAGAUGAAGCAAGUUUGUUUUUGGCAGCUCCAGAGGGUAGGACCUGAACCAAUGGAUUCAGAUUACAAAUAGUAGAUUUGGAUUAAACAUUAGGAAGAACUUUCUAAUGUUAAGAGCUGUUCAACCAUGGAAUGGACUGCUUCUGAAGCUGCUAGGAUUUCCUUCCUUGCAGGUUUUAAAACAGAUGUUGGAUGACCAUCUGUCUGGGAUACUUUGGCUGUAAAUCAUGCACUGCAGGGGGCUGAACUAGACCAGGGGUGGCCAACUCCCAAGAGACUGUGAUCUACUAACAGAAUUAAAAACUGGCAGUGAUCUACCCCCUUUUGGGGGGAUCAGGUCAAAGUUGUUGAACUUUUUUUAGGCAGGAGGAAAGCCCCAAUUUUUGAGGAUUCAAGCCUAAGCUCAAGGGAGAAAGGGGAACAGCCACUCAUCAACAGAUUGCUGGGGAAACAAACAGCCUCACUGAGUAAACUCCGUCUUCCGUUCUGCAGAUCGUGCAACAAUGGAGGGCGGGAUGAGGGGGCAGAGCCAGAUUCUUUUUUUACCAGCGCUAAGGAAAGGGACCUAACGAUCAACCAUGAUCUACCAAAACCUCCCAGGGAUCUACCAGUAGAUUGUGAUCGACCUGCUAGACAUCCCUGGACUAGAUGACCCUUAGAGUCCUUCUAAGAGUCAUCUAGUUCAAUGCAUUUGAUGCAUUAUUUUUAAAACAGAGUUUUCCAGCUAAGUUGUAUACAGAGUAGACCCACUGAAAGUAAUGUAUCUAAGUUAGACAUGUCCAUCAAUUUCAGUGGAUCUACUCUGAAAAGGACUGAUGUUGUCUGCUACGCAGAGUAAAAGCAUCACAUCAUCACUCAGAUUUAGUGAUGCAGCCAAUCAAAUAUGUGAUGGCACUACAAAGCCAGUUCAGAGUGAAAACAAAACUUCACUCUGAAUGGGAGAACAUCUUCUCUCUGUGUCAAAGCCACAUCCACACACACAAAUAUCCCUGAAAGGUUAAUUCUCCCAACUGCAAUUGGGGCAGACCUACGGGUUAUUUAGGUUGGCCCCCAUCAAGGGUGCAGGCCCAGUGGGGCACAAAAAUCCUGUCUUUCCACUCUGGAUUGGAGUAGCCAGGAACCUUCCCAUCCAUGCACUCCCUGGGCCACUCCUAUGCUGCUCUGGGCAGCUGGACAAGGUUCACAGGCUCCUCUGGGUGCCUCGGCAGAGAAAUCCAGUUGCUGUUAUGGAACUUUGCAGCAGUCCUGCGGGCCCCUCAGUGGGCCAGUGGCAAUAUUAGAAGUGUGAGCGGAGUGCCCUGUAGGGCUUAGAGCAAAGAAAGACAGAGAGAGCAGGAGGAAGAAAAAGGAAGGGAGGGCGGAAGGAGGCAGAAGGAAAGGACCGAGAAGAGAAGCAGAUGGACUGAUGGAAGAGGAAGAGGAGGGGAGGAGCAGAGGGAGUCAUUGUCAUAAUGUGAAUGGCAACAAAAAGUAAACUCCUUUAGUUUCUUGUCUGUGGUCUCUCCCAGUUUUGGAGGCACCGAUACACCUCCUUGUCAAGGGUGCAAGGGAGCCUAGGUCUGCAUCUGCCUACAGGCAAGCUGAAAUAAUGAAUAAAAAGACAGGUUGAUUUUAAAAAGAAAAAAAAAAAGACAAAUCAUUGCAUUGUAUUCUUACAGCUCAGCUGCACAGCUUCUAAAAACGAAGCUGAGAGUGAUUAUCUGAGUUGAAACACCAGAACAGCGGGAACUAGUCAUUGCAUAAAAGAACGUGCUCACAGCACAUGCCUGCAAGCAGGCUCCUAACUAGGUAGUGUUUCUUAAUGCCCCUCUCUCUGUCUCUGCCUUUGAGUUUAAAUUGUGCAAAACACCUCUGCGGAAAGAAAAGGGAUUACAGGGGAACAAACAAGCAAAGGAUGAAUUGGUUGUAAAUAAAAUGAUGGUGCCUCUUUUGUUUCGGGUGUCUUCGUACUGUUUCAAUCUUGUCUUUAACAUUCGAAAUAAAUUUAAAAAUUGUCAAGUAGCACCUUAGAUCAUGGCCACGAGAGAUUUUACUUCCUUGGGUUCCAUGAUCACUGCAGAUGGUGACAGCAGUCACGAAAUUAAAAGACGCCUGCUUCUUGGGAGAAAAGCAAUGACAAACCUAGACAGCAUCUUAAAAAGCAGAGACAUCACCUUGCCAACAAAAGUCCGUAUAGUUAAAGCUAUGGUUUUCCCAGUAGUGAUGUAUGGAAGUGAGAGCUGGACCAUAAAGAAGGCUGAUCGUUGAAGAAUGGAUGCUUUUGAAUUAUGGUACUGGAGGAGACUCUUGAGAGUCCCAUGGACUGCAAGAAGAUCAAACCUAUCCAUUCUUAAGGAAAUCAGCCCUGAGUGCUCACUGGAAGGACAGAUCCUGAAGCUGAGACUCCAAUACUUUGGUCACCUCAUGAGAAGAGAAGAUUCCCUGGAAAAGACCCUGAUUUUGGGAAAGAUUGAGGGCACAAGGAGAAGGGGACGACAGAGGACGAGAUGGUUGGACAGUGUUCUCGAAGCUACAAACAUGAGUCUGACCAAACUGCGGGAGGCAGUGGAAGACAGGAGUGCCUGGCGUGCUCUGGUCCAUGGGGUCACAAAGAGUCGGACACGACUAAAUGACUAAACAACAACAACAAAGCACCUUAGAGACCAACUAGGUUUGUUCAUGCACACAAAAGCUUAUACCCAGAACAAACUUAGUUGGUCUCUAAGGUGCUACUCGACAAUUUUUUAAUUUAUUUCGACUGUGUCAGACCAACACGGCUGCCUACCUGAAUCUUGCUUUAACAGGUUGUGUUUGUCUCCAAAAAGAAAGAUAUAGUGGGGCUCUUGGUUAAAUUGCGGAGGGAAGGCAUUGUUUCAUAGCAAAAAAAAGUAUUUCCUUCUUUAAAAGGGGGGAGGGGGAGAAAAUAUGAAAUGCCUCCUUCUAAAAAAGGAGGGAGACAAACGGAAAGAACAGUCACGUUCCAUGCAGACGGCAUGGCAGUAACUAUAGUAACAAUUCUAACAAUGAUUACUCGCAGUGAAUGUAACAUAUGGGGUUCUUCAUCAGAAUCCACUCCACUGAUUUGUUUGAACAGGCAAAAGAAAAAGAAGAAGAAGAAGAAGAUUUUGGUAGAAAAAUAAAACAUUCCUUAACCAGUCUCAGCAAGAUGAUGAUACUGAAAUCACAGUUCAAAAGAAACUGAAAGAUAAUAUUUUGUUAAGUUUUCAUGAGGCCAGGAUGCAUCCAAAGAAGUUUCAUUAGUACAAGGAUCUACAUUUGUACAAUGAACCUUCCCACCUCCCUCUGCCCUGCCACACGCUCCUCAGGUCUGUUUUGGGAUGCUCCCCCAACCCUCUGGAGCAGAUCCGUAGAGGGCAAGGGAUGCACAGAGGGAGGAGAGCAUGCAAAGUUUCACAGGGCAAGCAAAAAUCAUUGCACAAAUGGAACAAGUGCAAUGGAUGCCUCUCAUUGAUUCAACUCUCUCUUUCCCUGUUGUUUAGUGACCAUAAGGAAAUGGAAGGGUCCAACAUGGCUGGGUGCCUUUUCUUUUCGUUUCAUUUGCUUGUCUUGUUCAUUGUUUUUUCUUGCUGGGCGAAUGUAGAUAGAAUUGAUAUUAUAUUUUGAUAAAGCUCAAUUAAUGCAUAUUCAGGCCUGUAGUGAUAGGAUAAAAAACAAUAAACUGGUAGUGGCGCAUCAUAUCAUCCCCUUUUUGGGUCUUCAAAUGCUAAGCAGAAUCAAUGUUUGGAGGGUGAGCAGACACUCCAUUUAGGAACACAGGAGGCUGCCUAUUUGGUCUAUCCAGGCCAGGGACAUUCCCAGUCCUUCCCGGAGAUACCAGGAAUUGAACCACGGACCUCCUGCAUGCAAAGCAGACGCUCUACUACGGAGCUAUAUAAUAAUUUGCACACAAAAAAUUAGCGCAUGAAAGUCAGGGAGGCUGAUGAGUAGUCCCAGUCUUCCUCUUUGCAUUGACUGCAUGGAAUUUGAUGGGGCUGAAAAGGGAUAUAAAUGGACACACAGAUAUGGAUGGUGUGUAAAGCUACGUUACACAGAGCUGGCUCACUGAACUGGCCCAUCUCACCGUCCACUGUCCCUCUUUAACUGGCAGAAACUCUUUAAGGUCUUAGCUUGGCAGAGGCUUUACCAAGAGAAGGGACAAUGACUCAGUUGCAGGAACCGAGCACCAAAGGCUCGCUUCAGCAUGGUCCACUGUCACGUCUCCAGUGUGCAGCCUGAAUGCCAAAAUGGGGAAAUCAAAAGCCACUAUUAUGCUUGGGUCAAGAGGGGUGGCAUGAACAGUCUCUAACAACUUAGGAAAGAGACUGUCUCUAAUAAAAAAAGGAAAGAGAUACCUCCCCCCCCACCUCCAAAUAGCCUUUUUCAAAGUUAAACUGAAUUUUCUCAAAGCAAACUGCUCUUGCUGCACUUCCAUCUUAAUAUAAAAACGGUUAAAUGUACGCUUCUUCCAGGGGCUUUUAAGCCUUUUCCAUUUGAAGCGGCAGCUCAGCUACUUAUGCUUGUACUAGUCCUUCCACAUCAAGCCAUAUUUCACAUCCUGUCAGAGCAGACUACUUAAAAGCAGCAUCAUUAUGUUUUUUCAGAAACAAAGGAGUGGCAAGAGGGGAUCGCCGAAUCUUGCUUCUGAGCCACUGUUUUUAAAUAGUGUUUUCAUAACGUCCUGUUUACUCUGCUUUGGUGGCCAGUGAACGUGUCUCAUGGAAAUGAACUCUCUUUCCUUAGGUUUUAUCUGGGGCGAAAUCAAAGAAAUGUGGGACGGAGGCUUCAAUGAGUAUGUUCACGACUGGUGGAACCUGAUGGAUUUUGCAAUGAACUCUCUCUACCUGGCAACGAUCUCUCUGAAAAUUGUUGCAUAUGUCAAGGUAUCAUUACCAUGGAGCAUGUGUGUGUGCACUCGUUAGCACUGGGGUGGCUAACCUGUGACCUGCAAGUCAUAUUUAUGCUCUUAAGGGUUUUUUGUAGCUCCCCCAUAGCCUUCCCCCCAUUUGUCAUUUUUAAAUUAAAAGUCACUUACUUUAAAAAUAACAAUACAUGUUUUUACUGACCACUUCCAUGUGUAAGUAAAUGCCAAAAGCAUCUUGUGAUCCCCUUCAAAUCUUUUUUUUUUUUAAACCAUCUACUUUUGCAACUCUUGACAUUGGGCCCAAAAAAACAUUAGUCACUCCUGCUUUAGUGUCAGGCUUCUCCAAGAUAAUGGCUUUCUUUCUUUCUCUCUCCCUGCCAACCUGUGGGUCCCCAGAUGUUGUUGAACUACAACUCCCAUCAUCCCUAGCAAGCAAGGCCAGAGCUCAGGUAUGAUGGGAGUUGUAGUCCAACAACAUCUGGGGACCCACAGGUUGAGAACCGCUGGAACACAUCAAAUUCUCUGUGAAUUCUGUGAUUCUAUGAUUACAUUACAAUUUGGGGGUAUGAUCAAGUUCAGGCAUUUCCUGUUUGCAUAUCUGGAGUCUUGGGGAUGUCUGCUUCUUCACCCUUUGAACCUACUCACUUCUCCCCCCACCCAUUAUCGGCCUCAUUCAUGGUUCUUAGCAUCUUGUCUGCACUAGCACUAACCACAUCAAGCUCUUAACCAGGGUUUGCAAACUCAGUUCAAAUAAAUGCUGAUUUCAAAUCCUGAUUAGAAGUGGAAUCCUAUACAUGUAUGCUCAAAAGUAAUCCUGAUGUAUGUGGGACUUACUCUCAGAUGUAUAGUAUUGUGGUCUGCAAUGUGAACUUGGUUGCCAUCAAAUGCAGCUGUAAAUGAUAAACUAUGGCUAGGGUGGACUUGGAAAGUGAGGAUGAAUGAGUAACCAGUUCCUUAUCCAACACCCACUUUGCAAACCAUGGUUUUCAAGAAGCCAGUGUUACAUGCAUCAGAAAUGUAUCUUGCUUGUGCACCAGGUGCCCAAAUAAGGAUUUUUCUUCUAUCCCAAGCAGCUGUGUCACUAUCUACAUGUAUUGAUGAUGGAUGGUGCAAGGUGGGCAGUGGUACAACUGCAUUUUAACAGUUUUAGAAUUUAACAAUGAAACAUCAGAGGAUUGCAGCACCAAGAGAUCAAAGGCAACAAAAGAAAGAGGGGAGAUCUGAAACCAUGCAAGUCAACAUUUAUUAGAUAAUUGUGGAAUUUGAGCACCAACCUCUCUUAAGAAGUCAAGGCAGUGCUCACCUGACCUCCUAUCACUGGCAUCUCUGCACAUUUCCAGGAGGGAGAGGGGAAGGGGCAUAUUGGCUGGGAGGGUGAAACAGUACAAAUACACCUGCAGGGUUGACUCCACCUGCACAUUAGCACCAUACCAACCAUCCCACCACUUAUCCCUCCUGGUCAGGUGUAGUGACACCAGUGAUGGAAAUCAAGUAAGCACAGCCACUCUUCCAUACUGACUGCUACUGUACAUGUCAGGGGUUACUUGAAUUCAUGCUCACGGGUUACUUGAAUUCAUGAGUUACAUGUGCUACCCUGAAGGUGUGACAUUUGGCAUCUUUUAUGUGGAACCUGUUGCUUUGCAGGGCGUUGGACUAGAUGACCCAUUUUCUAGCUCUACAAUUCUAUUAUUCUAAGACAUGGGGGCCAAUUGCACUGUGCCAUUAUUUGUUUUAAUUAUUUAUGAGGUGUUAUGCAGUAAUCACCACAUCCUAAUUUUGAACAUAGGAAAAGAUUGGUUUAUUUGCAGGAUGAAAAUGGCAGUCAGCAUCUAAACUGGUUUUUUGUCUUGGAGCGCCAAAUGCAGUCUUACAGGAGACUAAAAUGCUAAGAUCAAAUGGGGCAGGGCAGGGAUGGAAGGGUGCAUGUACACUUGAAUGCAAAUGACCUGCGUUUGGAUUGUGUGAGGGCCGGAGGAUGGAAAAACCAUGGCUCAGUCACAGAACAUUUGCCUUAAAUGCAAAAGGUCCCAGAUCUCCAUAUAAAAUGUUCCAUUCCCCAAAAAUCUGGAGAGCUACUGCCAGUCAGUAGACAAAACUGAGCUAGAUGGACCAGUGACCUGUCUCAGUAUAAAGCAGCCUCAUAGCUUUUUGCAGGGCUGUAGCUCAGUGGCAGAGCAUCUGCUUUGCACUCAAGAAGAUCUCACAUUCAAUCCCUGGCAUCUCCAGGUAGGGCUGCCUGAAAUCCUGGAGAUCCUCUGCUGGUCAUUGUAGGCAAUACUGAGCUAGAUGGGCCAUUGGUCUGACUCAGUAUAAAGCAGCUUCCUGAUUUGAUUGUGGACAAGCCUGUACAGAAGGGAUGCUGUAAAACAGUAGUUGCAUUUGCUGAGUCAUGGCUGGUGUGACAAUGCACGUUUCUCACUGCAGAUUGAUUGGGCAGUCCUGGGUGUGUAUGUGAAUGUGAGCGGCAAGUGCCAAUAGAGGCCAAAUUGUCUCAAGUCCGUGCCAUAUUUGGACCUUAGUGACAGAUCUGCCCUGCAUGGGAAGCAGAUGUAAAAGUGCUUCACCAAAGGAAAUUCCAGUGGGCCAGUGCUACUCAGAAGAAGGCUUAUAUUCUUGCCAUGGCCGAUGAAGACCAAAUUGUAGCUCAUGCUUGAAUUGGCAGUUGGCAAAGAAUCAGGUGCAUGAUUAGACGUUAGAAUAUUCUCAGAGUUCUCACACCUCUUGAUCGCAUCCAUAACAAGAAAUCUCUAUCCAAUGCCAAAUUUUCCUUCCUCCAUGCACUUGCAGUGAGGAUGCACUUGCUGCACAGUUUCCUGCUGAGCAAAGUCAAAGGAAUCAUAUACUUCAAGUGCAUAUGCAGAGUGACAGCCAGGGAUGGCCCAAGACAUUUUGGAACCUGAAGCAGACCUCAAAAUGGCAUCCCCCCUCUCUGCCAGGGAAGAAGGGGUAAGGGAAGAUCUACAUCAGAAACAAGGGGCAGGAGAGAAAGAAAGAUCUACAUUUGGAUCUGCUGCCCUGGUGGUUCCUGCCAACUGAGGCAGUUUCCUCACCUUGCCUCAUGGGUGGGCUGGCCCUGCUGACAGCAGAACCAAGCUGUUAGGUACCAGAGCUCUGCUCUUCACACAUCAAUCCUUGCUUCAGGGUUUUCAGACAGUACAAAACUUGCAGCAUCCAGAUAAAGACGUGUCCUCUGAGGAAGAGAACAAAGCUUGAAAUAUGUCAGGGUUUUCUAUUGGCUUAAUUUUGGCCUGUUCCUUUCUUUUGCCGAGUCUUCAAAACCUCUCUGGGGACUCUUUUACUGGUGUCCUAAGUAAAUAAGUAAAUAAAUGUGUGAAGAACAUGGGAAAAUGCUAUUGGACGACAGAGAGAAGGGUGAACUGCUCAACACCUGCUUUGCCUCUUUCUUCACCAAAGGAAAGCAGUGCCCAACCUGGUGAUAACAGAAUAAACUAUGCAAGGAGGGAGCUGCAGCCCUAGAUAGGAAGAGAGGUGGUAAGGGAACACCUAGCUACUUCAAAUCUGCAAGGCCUUGUGAGCUGCACCCAAGGGUACUAAAGGAGCCUGUGAAUGUAAUCUCACAGCCUUUGUCUGUAAUCUUUGAGAAUUCUUGGAGAACAAAUGAGCUCUUCAGAGGCACACUACCUGGAGGUAAACUAUAGCCAUUGUGUCCCAAAAUAGAGGACUCCUUGCAAUUAAGGACUGCCCUCUUGACAGCCCUUUGCAAAGCAGGACACUCAACAUCCCUAGCCAUUCACCAUGCUGGCUGGGACUAAUGGGAGUUAGAGUUCAACAAUACCCAAAGGUCAUCAAACCACUUUCUCAUGAGGCAUGUUGCAUCACUGGACACAUGCAAAAUAUCACCGUUUCAACAGUGAGCAACAGUGGUGGACCUUACGGUCUCAAAUUUCAGCAGCACCCUCUGCAAUACCAAAACUUGGAGCCCCCUACAUUUUGCCUUCCAUUCUACCUCAUAGUUGUUCCACUCCCUGCAGCUACCCCAAGGCUCAAUGCCCAGUGUGGCCAAACCAGGCAUGCUCCCUUAAAUCUGCACAACCAGUACCUCAUGUGGCAGAGAUGGGCAGCCUAGCAGGAAGGGCUUCCAGUUGAGAGCACACCGUGUGCAAGCCACUUUGACAUUCACUAGUAUUUGGAAAGCUGCCUUUAAUGAUUUGGCACAAGAUGGUCAGAAUUGCUAUACAGGACAAGAGAAGGAUGCAUCAUUGAUUUUUGAUUUUUUUAAUGACCCAGUUAGAAUUUGCCCUUGAAGAUGCUGAAUGAUAUAGAUCUGGCCAAUUAAAUUACUUUGUCAAGUUAUUCUUCUCAGGGGCUUCAGCACAAAUGUUGGCUAAGAGCCUCAUGCAUUGUGGGAGUUUGUCAAAGAAGCUAAGCCAUAUCUGGCACCCACUGCUUCCCUUGGGCAGCUGUUUUCCAGGCACACUCUACACUCAUAGCUUCCAGUUAAAGGUCUAGUGAAGAGUUAAACAUGAGCAUUGUAAGGGCUUUCCACAAAUCAAGUUGACUGAGUCUCUCCGUGACGCUCGUGGAUGUCUAGAACAGUUUGAAAUGUCAGAAGCAAUCAGAAGCCAUGCAGAAAGGCAUUUGUGCAGGACUUCAGUACCUCUGCACUUCGGGAAAAAUUAUCCUUUUUUAAAAAAAGAAAAGAAAGCUUUACACAAUCCUUGGUUUCUAUAAACCAGUUUAAUUUAUGACAUUUUUUCCAAAAGCAUGAAAAUUCUAUUUAUGUAGCCUGCAAACGUACAGACACAACUCCAAUUUAAGAGGCAAGCAACAAGUAUUUACUGUUGGCUUUUAUUGCAUGGAGCCAUGCAGCAAAAUAAGUCCUCAGUGUAACACCAGCAAGCAAGCCACAUUAUUUUCCUCUUGCAUGCACCAUUACCACUAGGUUCAACCUGAAGCUGUCUCACAAAAUGACACAGUGAUGAAAAAGACCUGCAAUUUCAAAAUCACUUGGAUGUCAUACAGCAGGGGCAGACCAAACAUGCUGCCCUCCAGGUGCUGUUGGACUACAUCUCCUAUCAUCCUGACAUGGCUGGGGCUGAUGGAAGUUGUAGUGCACAACACCUGGAGGAUACUAUAGAAACAUAUUGUCUAGAACAUGAGGCAGAGUGUGCCAUGGGGUUUCAUGUUUGCCACACCACAUAAAGCAAACACCAUUGGUUUGGUUUGGCAUUUUGCUUGGCUAAUUUGUUUUUUGUUUUGUUGGUUUACUUGCUUGGCUUCAGGCCAGUUGCCAAAAAAAGCAAGGGGCAAAGAUAUUCCUCACGUCCCCUCACUCACUUCUGAUGAUGCUAUCUAGUAGGCUUUAGGCCCAGACUCAUCAAAACCCACUGAGCACCUCUUUCCUCGGUCCUGCCACCAGGUUCAAAGUAUUGCACCACAAAGCCCUGCUUAGAUACCACUAGUAGCUUUUCCCAAAUGCUCUGGGACUCAACUCAGCCCUUCCUCGUCCCCAAGGCAUCAUCUUUCCCCCUUCACCUACUGACUGCAUCUCCCCAGACAAGGCUCUCACCUCACAUGGAGUCACACUUUCUUAGCCAUGGAGGCUUUUCCACGACUUUGCCAGCAGCUGGUCUGUACUAUCAAACUGCUAGUUCUGCUCCAUUUUGUUGGACACCUGCCCUUGCCACUGGAUCAUUUGCUCAAGCUGCCGGCUCUGCUGUUCUAUCAUCAGCUUUAUUUCUUCCAGGACUGUUGCUGCUUCUCCCCCCAUUUUGGCUUCAGGUGCACCUCGCUCACAGGCCUUUAUGGUAGUGAGAUGUGGGCAACUAACACCCACCAGGAACACCUCGUUACUUUCCACAUGUGCUGCAUCAGGAACAUUUUGGCCAUCACAUGGCAACACAGAGUCUCAAAUAAAGAUGUGCUCUCCCAAGCCCACAUUCCCAGAAUGUCCGUAUUCCUAACUCAGCAACAUCUAUUCUGGCUUGGUUAUGUCCACAGAAUGGAAGAAUGAAGGCUCCCCAAGGACAUUUAUUUACAUAUAUAUAAGCCUGGGUCUAUAAUGAAUUGGAGGCUUUCAGCUUCUCCCGUAGGUGUCGUCCUGAGUUCAAACAGACAUCAGACAUCCUGCCUGCUGCCCUGGCUUUCCUGCUCAUAUAACUCCUAACUGUGCACUAGGCAGCUACCUAGAUUGCUUCUCCACUGCUUACCAACUGAAAAUCUUUUCCUGUAGAGCACAGCAGGGCAAACUGCAAUCUUGAAACUCUCCUCCUAGCCUUUUUCUUCUACUCAGGGAGUUCUACUCAACUCCUAGCUCUGGGAGGGUCUUCAACCAUUUUCCAGCUGCCACAGGAUCUCUGCUUUGCUAAUUGCCCAUCUCUCUGCCCUUUUUUUGCUUAAGGACUCAGACAUUAUCAGGCUGGCCUGGACACAGGAAGCUGAGCCUCCAGCUAUUAAGGGUCUGAUUUCCAGUUCAACUCUCCAAGCAGUGAUUAAAUUCUUACUGUUGCUUAGUCGUUUAGUCGUGUCCGACUCUUCAUGACCCCAUGGACCAGAGCACGCCAGGCACUUCUGUCUUCCACUGCCUCCCACAGUUUGGUCAAAGAUUAAAUUCUAGCACUUGCUAAAUCCAGGCACCCACAAACCCUUAACAGUAUCUUCUGCCUAGGAUGAAUCCAAAGAGGUGAGCCCAAGAAGGCUGGUGCUGCAUCACCUGAGAGCUGUCCUUUUGCUGCUGUAGAACAUGCUCAGCCAGAACUCUUUGGCUGUAUGCUAUUGGUUCCCCAUAAUCUUUUGUGAAACUGCAGGGACUCCUCUGAUGCACCUUGUGCUUCACAUCCCAUAGCCUUUGCCCAUGCAUAUAGCUGAUGGGAGUCAUGUGGGGCUACUGUAAACAGAUCAGUACAUCCAACUGGAAAGUAUGCUACUUUGUCUUUUUCCUGGGAUAAAUUCUAUCUUCUAGGGUCACAUUCUGUCCCGGGCAACCUUAUUGGGGGGGCUGCAUGCUAGUGGUACGCAGAGGGAGAGGCAAACAGUGGGCAAAGCAGUAGAUGAGAUCAUUACCUUUUGUACAUUCCAGCCACAAAAAAACAAGAGAAUUCUACAUGCAUGCGCCUCCUCCAUCCAUGCAACCAAAAGGCACCAUAGUUCAAAGACAAAGCCUGGCAAAAGCACUCAAGGAAGGUGAAAGAGUUUGGCUAAGGGAAGGGCAUGGUUUGAGAGAGUCCCAAGAGCCUUCUCCUCCACAGAUUUGUCUAAUACUCUUUCAAAGCCAUCCAACAACUGAAUAACUGCACUAUGGGAUGGAGUACUUACUUUUGUCCAUCCUGACUCUCCCAACAUCAGUAUCAUUGGAUGUCCACAAGUUCAUAUUAUGAGAGAAGGAGAAUUUUUCUCUCUCUCCCCACUUUCUCUACUCCAGAACUGUAGAUAUAGGGCUCAUCCACAUUUAGCUUUUGCCCCACGCUUUCUAGGCACAAAAGGAAGUAUGGAGGGGGGAGCCUUUAUUGUUCCAAGUGUGGCCUCACUGCAGAUUUGUACAAUAGCGUUAUGAUACUGGCAGUUUUAUUUUCAAUCCCUUGCCUCAUUCUCCCUAAUGAAAUAGGGGGGUAGACUCUCCUGCAGUGAAGGCUGGUUGUUAGGAAAAUUGGGCACUGCCUUACCAAGCUCGAUCUACCCUCAGCCAACCCCCAGCUGCCCAGCUUCCUCCUUGCAACACAUCCAGAGGGUGGCACUGGCUGUCAGCUUUCUCUUCCUCCAUAGUCUCAAUGCUAUCCUUUGUGGAACUCAACAGAGAGGAGCAGGAUGGGGACAAAACUAGAAUUAAUUUCUUCUGGCUGUCUUUGGCUCUGGAUCCACCUAUUGUUGUUGACCUCUAUGCCUUUCACCAGACAAGUCCCAAAGAGCAUCAGGUACCAGUGCUCCCCUGCAAGAGUAGCACCUUCUACUCAGUGAAAUUUAGAAUGCAUGUGUACGUGUGUGGAUAAUGUUCUGAAAAGUGAAAUGAUGUCAUUUGAAGUGUUGACUGCAACAAUUCACCUGUAUUCCUUUCCCCCCCUUCCCUAUUAUUUCUUGCAGUACAAUGGUUCCCGUCCAAGGCAGGAGUGGGAAAUGUGGCACCCCACCCUCAUUGCAGAAGCCCUCUUUGCAAUAUCAAACAUUUUAAGCUCCUUGCGUCUCAUCUCCCUGUUUACAGCAAACUCUCACCUGGGACCCCUGCAGAUCUCUCUGGGACGUAUGCUGCUAGAUAUUCUCAAGUUCCUAUUUAUUUACUGCCUGGUGCUGCUGGCUUUCGCCAAUGGACUGAACCAGCUUUAUUUCUAUUACGAGACCAGUGCCUCGGAAGAACCCAACAAUUGCAAGGGGAUCCGAUGCGAGAAGCAGAACAAUGCCUUCUCCACGUAAGACUCCUUGCCUCUCUUCUGUUGGUUUGUUUUCCUUCUUCUUUCUGCUCCCUGAAUGCUGCUGUUUCUCCCUGCGGUGGCCUUGGCAUGCUGGCCACUGCUCCUGCUGGUGUUGCAAAAAUUCCUUUAUCUAUUCAUAGAUGAGUGUCAGUCCAUUUGUCAGGGGUUAUGUAAGCCUGGCCUGAGUUAUCUCAGACAGACAGUCUGCAGAAGGACAAAGCUGAACUUGAGCUUUGCAAGGGACUUGGCAAGGCAGCCGUCAGGGUGACAGGACUUUACACCCUGGCGCUAUAAUUCCCGUUGUUAGUAUUUGCAUAUCACAAAAGAACAAAGCUGCAGGGACUCUCCAAGGGCUUAUUCAGGGAGUAAAUGCUGUCCUAAGUGUUUCCAGCGCUGCUCUUCAUCAGGACCAAAUCCUUAAAAUGGUAUAUCCAUUGUCAGUUAAAUCACCAUAACAUUCCUGUUACUGAGUCAUGCAAAUAAUACAAAAUUGCUCAAAGGAAGUUGCCCUUUAAAAAUCAGAGUCACUGUGUUUGACAUUAUAAGCUGUUUUCUUACAAGGGAUCCUGGUGUGCUGUUCCUUUCUUAAAAGCUGUAUUUUGUAAUGUUCUGAUAAGAACAUAAGAACCUGAACCCUGCAGGAUCCAGCUAAACUGGCACACUUCCCCUGACCAACGAAAUCCAAAGUGGAAAGGGAGGAGGAAGCAUUCACAUCCGUUCAUGUAAAAAUCAGACAGCACCUGCCCCCAACUUAUAUGAGAAUAGCAUAAUAACAAUAACAUUAAUACUAAUACUAAUACUAAUAAUAAUUUAUUUACAUGUCACCCACAUGACUGGGUUGCCCCAGCCACUCUGGGCGGCUCCCAACAAAAAAUAGUAAAAACACAAAUACAACAUCAAACACUAAAAACAUAAGACCGAACCUGGCUGCCACCAUCUCGCUUAAGACUGUCUGCACUGACUAGCAGUGGCUAUCCUGAGUUCCCAGCCCCACCUGGUGAUGCCGGAUAUUGAACCUGGGGCUUUCUACAUACAAAGCAGGUGCUCUGCCAUUGAACAUCAGGAGAACCUCAUUGCUGGAUAAGGCCAAAGGGGGCCCAUUGAAUCCAGCAGACUUUUCCCACUGAGGGCACACUCUCCCUACCUGCCCUGACCAGCAACUGGAAUUCAGAUGCAUACUGCCUCUGACAGUGAAGAUAGAACAAAUCACCCUCAUUGAUAGAAGCCAUUGAUGCUCUUUGUAUUUAAUCCUCUUUUAAAACCAUCCAAGUGGUUGGCCAUCACUAUAUCCUGCAGUAGUCAAUUCCAUAGUUUAUGCAGUGUGCAGAGAAGGACUUUCUCUGCACCUAUGCUGAUUCUUCCAACAUUCAGCUUCAUGGGGUGGCCCCAAGUUCCUGCACUAUAUGCAUUUCCUGUUUAGCCCUGGGUACCUGCAGCUUUGUUCUCCUGGGAUGUUCUUUGCCACUGCUGUGGCAAAAGCUGUUCUUGGGUUGAUCAGUAUUUGCAUCAGCCUGGGCCACACUCUUUUGGGUCAACUCAGGUAUGCAGGAGCAGAUGAGUAAACAGGCUCCGGGGACAAUGGCAUAUCACAUUGAGGGCUCUUUGCUCUUGGUCCAGGAGCCCAUUUCCCCUUUCCUGCCUUUCUAACCUAUCAUGACCUGGUGCAGCCAGAGGUAUGCAGCCUCAGGAGAUCAGUGCAGGUAGAAAAAGAGCCAAGGUCCAAAUGCAGUUGAUGGUGUCUUAAGAGAGGAUAGUGGUCUGAUUCCAAGGAGGAUUCCUUUCCUCAGAGACCAGUUUCUCCAAGUAGGGAACCAAGCAUGGAGCAGUAGUAGUUAUAGAGGGCUGCCCAGGCCACCUGUCUGACUGAGAAGACGGGGUUGUAGUACAGCAGCAAGGAUAAGGUUGGAAGCUAGAGCUGUGCACAGCCCCUCAGAUCUGCCCCACAGCUCUGAUCUGAGGGCCCCCAAUCAGGCCACCCAUUCUACCCCCAAAGCAAUUAAGGUCAAGGGGCUUACUAAGGUCUUUCUAAACCCCAUAUGGUUGGGAGGAGGUGGGUAAAGGAGGAGACACUAUGUCACCUUAUUCCCCUGGCUGUGUGGGUUCUAUGGGGUGCUGCUCCUUAACGAGUGGCUUCUCCACAUGUGGGGAAGCCACUCGUAAGGAUGAAGCAACCAGCAACACGCAGGAUUGAAUCUUCCCAAUGACCAGGUGAUAAGCAGGAAGAGUCUAUCCUGCAGGAUGCUGCUUCUUCAUGAGCAGCUUCACUGCAUUCAGGGAAGGCAUUUGUGAAGGAACAGCAACUGGCACUGCACAAAUUGAAAUGUGAGGAUUCAGUCUUGUGUGGUGCUGCUUCAGGGGGCAGGAAGAAGGAGGGGACUGACAGAAAGGGAAGGUUGGGUUGCCCCCACCCCUAUCUUAACCCAACUUGGUAGGCCCUUCCAUUUCAUGGUUUCUCCUUCCCAUCUCUGCCUAAAACCCUGGCCUCCCUGAAAACCCCAGAUCUCUCCGGGCCACCCAACACAGCCUGUAGUGAUAUAGGACUGUCUCAACCCAACUCACUUGGUGCCUGGAUCCCUCCAAAUUAGCCCAAUGUGGCUAGGAGCUCAUCCUAAUCUGUUGUACAGCCCUACUGGAAGCAUCUACUUCCCAAGAGUUUUCCAGGUGGUGGCAGGGAGUAAAGCCAGAGUUAAAGAACCCAGGCCUUGCAUCUCAUGACCUGUAGAAGCAUCUCUCAAUUCCCUGUCCAUGAGGCCCCACACUUGAAAAUCCAAAAAUGUGUGAUUUAUUAUUGCUGUUUCUGUUCAUGAAAUAACCCUUUCUUGACCAGGCUGCUUGAUCCCCCAAAGUAAAAGCUAUGAAACCCCCAAUUUGAUAUUUUAAUAUUUUUACCAUCUCACAACCCUCAAUAGGAUUGCCAACUUUUGAGUUCUGGAGUAUGAUAUAUUAUGAUAGAUUAGAUUAGAUUAGAUUAGAUUUAUAUAGAGUACUGGGGCCCAAGGAAUGGUCAGGGAAUGUAGCCAUAUACUUUUCAGAACCAUAGAUAAAUUCCAGAGCAUAAUGUUCUUCAGAAAUAUUUUGUAGAAGGCGUCAAAGGCUGAAGAACUGGGAAAAGGCCACAAUGCUUGUGAAACUUGUUAAUAAAAAAUCAUUUAGUAAGUUUCACUGUGCAAUGGCUUCUGCUGUCAUUUGUACACACACACAAUUCCAAGCAUGCCAUCUGUAUUUUCCCAUUCACAUUACUUAUCCAGGUUUUACCUUCUUUUAUCUCCCUGUUCCUUCCUUUUAAAAAAAGGUGGGGAACCUCUGGUCAGUGGGUCAAAUUAGGAUCAAUAGGGGUUAUUUCCUCCAAACAGUGGCACUCGCCCCACUGCCAACAUCUUAUCUGUACAGACAUGACUGAAAAGGAACAGUUGGGAUCCUUAAAGUGUGUUCUUUGGCAUUUAAGAUGCUGACAGGAAGCCAUGUUGGGAUUGGUUGCAGUACAGAGUUUCCACUUGGGAACUCCAUAAUGCAACCAAUCUGUGUCCUAAGCAGAGCUUGCUGUAAGAGCUUCAUCUGUGCAAACUUUUAAAGGUAAAUUUCAGAAAUCUUGCUCCAUCAAUCAGUAGUUGCACCUGCACUAGUGACCACACAUCAGUGCUACCAGCCAGAAAGGCAAAAGGUGGCAAGUGGUCAUAUUCACAGGGAUACUGAUCCCCACUUUCCCCCCUGUAGAGCCAUUUAUACAUCAUUGUCAUGCCAUAAGUGGAUUACCUAGCUCUGAAAUUUUAGAACUACACAGAUGCAUCAUCAUUAUCUUAAUCACCAUCGCUCACAGCAGCAUUCGUCUAGUUCUUGUCCUCCUAAGUGCUUUACAUGCAUUUUGGGUUAUCCUUAUAACAACACAGUAUGGUAGCGUUGGGACGCGGGUGGCACUGUCAGUUAAACCACAGAGCCUAGGGCUUGCCGAUCAGAAGGUUGGCAGUUUGAAUCCCCGCGUUGGGGUGAGCUCCCGUUGCUCGGUCCCUGCUCCUGCCAACCUAGCAGUUUGAAAGCACAUCAAAGUGUAAAUAGAUAAAUAAGUACAGCUCCGGCGGGAAGGUAAACGGCGUUUCUGUGUGCUGCUCUGGUUUGCCAGAAGCGGCUUAGUCAUGCUGUACCCCGGAAGCUGUACGCCGGCUCCCUCGGCCAAUAAAGCGAGAUGAGCGUCGCAACCCCAGAGUCGGUCAUGACUGGACCUAAUGGUCAGACGGCCCUUUACCUUUACCUUUAUGGUAGUGUUAUGCACUCCACACUUCCAUGUUCAAGUUGAAAAAUUCAGAGGUAGAGCCUCUGAGUUUUAUUUCCUUUGAAUGAGAGUUGCUUUCAUAAUCUCUACUUAUUUGCAAACAUAAAAGCAGAACCCGUUGGAAGCAAGUGGGCUCCCCAAAACAAGCAACACAACCACCAAUCCAACAGCAGAUUCCCAAAGAGCUGCAGCCAAGCAAAACUGGGUUCAGUUUUAGCUAACACCAGCUGAAAACUCUCAGCCUUCUUUCUCUGCAUAAAUUCAAGCAAUCUUCCCCCUUGGUUGCUCUCUGUCCCUCCUUACAGACAGCAUCAUCUUCCAAAGGCUAGAGCCAUCAGGGAACAUCCAUCUCUCUUGAUAAGUCCCUUGUCACCCAUCAUGUUUGUCAGGCAAAAUGGCAAUAGGCCCAUUCAGGCUAAUCAAGACAGCCAACCUUAUAACACCAGACUAGAAGCAUUAUCUUCACAUUACAGACAGGAGCUGGGGGCAGCAGGAUAGAUAGUGGCUUGCUUAAGGCCGCCCAUUGAGUCAAUGGCUGAGCACAGAUUUUAACCAGGGAUAUGCAGCUUAGAGUUUAUGCAUUCAGUUGAUGGAUUACAGUAUCUCUGUCUCAAAAGCCUAUAUAUUGGUCUUGUUGUGCUGAAGGCAGUCCAUCGGCAUUUGAGUUUUCUGUACUCCAGCGAUCUUCCUGGAGACCUAUGUUUCUGGAGAAGAUGCUAGCUCUUACAUGUACCAUGAACUCUUGUACUGUGCUGCCAUAGAGCCACACGACUUGAAUCCUGACAUUUCAUUAUAACUAUAAAAAGCCAUUUUCGUAUCUCCAAGAAGGGCGUCAACACACAAUAAAGAGCUUAAGAAAAUGUACGGUGAACCGCUUGACAGCAACAACACUCAAUGACUUGACGACAGCCUUUGAACACUCACAAGCCAACUUUGCAAACACAGGAAAACUGCCGCAUAAGGCAAUGUGAGGGGGCUCAGACUCUGGGGAGGGGGGAGAUUUGUCGGAAACAAAGAAGCAGCAGGGGGAGACCAUUAGAGUGGCAGUCUCUUUACAGGCGAGGAGAGCGCGCGGCAAUUGCAUUUAUGUUGGAGCCUCGCUUCAGAAGCUCACUCUACCUUGUCUUAAAAGCUGAAACAGUCAUUAUUAACACCCCUGGUGCCAAGUGACAUUUGGCUCUUCGAACAGAUGCUCAGCGUGAAUAACUUGCUAAGAACGGGCAGCCUGCGAAAUAAGAAAUUAUAUCUGUGGGCCGGUGUGAAGGAGCGGCAUUGCAAUGGGUUUGCAAUCGGCCCCCAAUGCCACUUUGAGUUUGCUACAUUUAAGUCACCCUUAAUGGACAAAUGCAGCUGAGCAGCUUCCGUUGACUCCUCUCGGAUCUGAAGAGUAGCAGCUAAUAAGCUCCAGUUCUAUAAGAGACCCAGGCAAGGGCUCUUGUUCCUGUUUGCACAACUUGUUUAAAAUAGGACACCGUCGUACUCUUUGUUAUUGCUUCCCGAAGGAUAGUCUUAAUCCUUUUUUUCUUUCCCCUUUCUUUCUGGAGCGAUCCACCUCCUGGAACAGUAAUAUUCUGUCGUGACAAGCAGGAGGUCAAACCAUUAAUAAAUCUAGCUUUAUGGUCUGGCUUUCCUGUUCUUGGCAAAUUCUCCCUUGCUUUGAUAGCCCAUCUGCAAAAUAUAUUUGCAAUAGAACUGUGGGUCAGAACAUUAAACACACAGGGACGUCAGAAAGCUAUAAUGUCACAUCUAAUCUUCCCUUGGCCAUCCACAAUGAAGGGCAAUGCUUAAGCCAGUUUUUGCCAACCUGAUGCCCUCCAGUUAUUUAUUUAUUUAUUUAUUCAUUCAUUCAUUUAUAGUUUAAUUAAAACUUUUCAACAUGCAAUAAAAAGCAGAAACAAAACAAGAAAGAAAGAAAGAAAGAAAAGAAAAGAAAAGAAAAGAAAAGAAAAAACUCGCAACUUAAUGAACAGCUCUUAACUCAUUGAAGUGCUGUGUGUCUCCCUGCUUCCAUUGGCUGAAAACUACCUUCUGAUUACGCUGUGGGCUGUGGCCAUCGUCAACACAAAGGACAGCACUUAACCCAUUAGAGUGCUGUGCAUCCUCUCUGCAUCCAUUGGCAGCAAGAGAGGGAGGAAAAGCACAUUUCGACAACACGGGGACAAGGGUAAAGAUAUGGUAGGAUUAAAAUGUGUCCUUGCUGAUGUACUUCCAGUCAUUGAUUGCUGUCAUAGGUUGGUGGCAGUAGUAAGAAAGAAUGGGCAAGCAUCCCCUCUGAAAAAAAAUUACUCUUCCUUUUCCAGAACAUUAUUUCCAUCAUAGUUUUCCUAUGCACAGCAGGGUGUCCUCCUCCAAACCUACUUUAACCUCUCUCUUCUUUUCCUCCACCUUCCCUUUUUUGGUAGUGCCAUCCCUGGCAAUAGGAAGGGCCUGCCUUUCCCUUCACACCAUUUUUGUGUGAUGUGUGACGGAUAACUGGAAUGGGUUUUGUUCCAAAGCCAGUAAAAAGUAGAAGCUAACUGUGCUAUUGAAAUGAGAUCUGACAGUCACUUUGCUCUGGGUAUCUUUAGAAGGCAGCUGCAGUUUGAUUUUUUUUCCCCUACUGGAAGUUUAGUCUGUAGUUCCAGUGCUAGCUAAAUAGAUCUGCUGUGAACUCCUCAAAAUGUACUUGUGUUUGGUCAAAUUUUGGCCAAAUUCUCCCAUUUCAUUGUGUCUCCAUUUUCCAAGUGUUAAGGGCCAAACUGCACAUGAUUAUUGUUGCUGUUAUUUCUUUACUGCCCUUCCUCCCAUAGCAGCCCAGGGUGGUGCAGUGCACAGCAACACUAUAAUAAAACAUCAAAAAGCAUAAAUGGAAACAAUGAAAAACUUCAUUUUUAAAACAAAAAUUCCAAAUAUACAGAUCAAAACAGAUUAUUGCUAUUAUUGUUUGUAUUUGCGCCCUACAGGGCAGUUUAGUGCACACCAAUGCUAAAAUGAAAAGAUCACCAAUCAACAGCUCAAAAUGUCUAAAAACGGCCUAUCGAAAGCAAUAAACCCAAAUUAGCAUAGAAAUCCACCAUACCACCUGCUGGAUCCUACGAGAUACUUACAUACAAGAAGUCUGGACAAAUAGGCAUGUGUUUAAUUGAUGUCUGAAGUUUAUCAGUGUGGUGGCCAAUUACAGUUCCCUAGGGAGGGAAUUCCACAAUUUUAUUUACUUUAUUAAAUUUGUAACCCGCUCUUCAUCCAAAGAUCAUAGGGCAGUUCACAACACAAAAAUACAAAAUGAGAACAAAAAUUACAUAAUGAAAAGAAAAACAAACCAAUAACCCCCCCCCCAAAAAAACAUAUUUAAAAGGAUAUAGAACGUUAAUCAGCCAAAGCCAAAGGUCUGGUUAAAGAGAAACAUUUCCAUUUGGCACCUUAAGAUAAGUACUGAAGUUGCCAGGUGACCCUCCCUGGGGAGAGCAUUCCACAAACGGAGCAACUGCAGAAAAGGCCUAUUCUUGUGUUGCCACGCUGCAGAUCUUUCUUGGGAGGAGGCAUGUGAUGAAGGGUCUCAGAUGAACUGCUCAGGACCAUAAUAUCUCAAGGACCACCACUCUCCAUAUGAACCUACCUGGGCCCUGAGAUAACCACCUGAGGCCCUUCUUCAUGUGCCUCCCCCAUGAAAGGUCCAUAGGGUGGCAACACGAAAACAGGUCUUUUCUGCAAUGGCUCCCUGUUCGUGGAACACUCUCCCCAGGGAGGUUUGGCUGGUGCCUUUGUUAUAAACACACCUUUAGGCGGCAGGCAAAAAUGUUCCUUUCCAACCAGGCUUUGGGCUGAUUGACAUCCAAUGCCCUUUUAAAUGUAUUGUGGAAGGGAGGGGGUUAUUGGGUUAUUUUGUUCUUAUUUUUAUUAUGUAUUUUGUGGUUUUAUAUUGUGGUUUUAUGUUGUGAACUGCCUUGAGAUCCAUGGGUAUACAGUGGUAUACAAAUCUGAUAAAUAACAACAUGAUGGUGAUUAUGAUCACAAUUGGGGUGCCACCACUUGAGAAGGCCCUGUCUUCACAAGCCAUAGAUGGUGAUGGAACCACAAAGAGUGCUUCCCUACUGAUUUCAAAUCACAGGUCAGUAGGUAGUGGAGAAAUACCUUCUGCCAAGUUCAUAGUGCAGCACAGUGGUAGGAUUUCUCCCCCCCCCCUUUAAAGCAGAGGUGAGGGAAAACUCUGAAUAUGUUUCUAGCAGUGGCACUGUGGGAGGAACAUGUAACUCUCCCCCAGCCCACAUAUCCUUUUCUUGAUCAAAAACAGCUGUCUCUGUGAAGCUACAGGGGGAUAUUUCAGCAUUAAGAAGGAGAAUAGGGGAAUAUAUUCUUUGUGUGCCUCCUCCACAAGAGGUCCAGAGGGUGGCAACAUGAGAACGGGCCUUUUCUGCAGUGGCUCCCUAUUUCAAACAUGCUCUCCCCAGGGAGGUUCGGAUGGUGCCUUCAUUAUACACCUUUGGGCACCAGACAAGAACGUUCCUCUUUAACCAGGCCUUUGGCUGAUUGACAUGAUCCAAUGCUCUUUCAAAAUGUGUUGUGGAAGAGGGGAUUAUUGGGUUGUAUUUGUUUAUAUUUUUAUUAUGUAUUUUGUGUUUUUAUAUUGUAAUUUUAUGUUGUGAUCUAUGAGCAUAGGGCGGUAUGCAAAUGUAACAAGUAAUAAUAAUAAAAAUAAAAAUGUGUCAGUUGGGAAACAACACAUGGGAAAGGGCUAACUUCCCCACCCCAGCAGUGAUAGAUUUUGGAACCCCUAUUCUGCAGCUGCUUUUAAAUAAAAACACUGGGAGUUCUUCUGAAUAAUGAACAAAGAAAGAAGUAGAGAAGGGACAGGCUGGCAAUUUGCAUACUUUUUCAUGGAUCUUUGGAAAAAGAAGGUAAAAUAUCUGGUUAUCACAUAAGGACAAGGAUGGAGGAGAACUUUAUGUUAAAUGAAUUUAUACACGGAUAUAUAAGAAUUUAUACAUGGAUAUAUAUAAGGGAUGCGGGUGGCGCUGUGGGUUGAACCACAGAACCUAGGGCUUGCCGAUCAGAAGGUCGCAGUUUGAAUUCCCGCGAGGGGGUGAGCUCCCGUUGCUCGGUCCCUGAUCCUGCCAACCCAGCAGUUCGAAAGCAUGAAGUGCAAGUAGAUAAAUAGGUACCGCUCCGGCAGGAAGGUAAACAGUGUUUCCGUGCGCUGCUCUGCUUUGCCAGAAGCGGCUUAGUCAUGCUGGCCGCAUGACCUAGAAGCUGUCUGCGGACAAACGCUGGCUCCCUCGGCCAGUAAAGCGAGAUGAGCGCCGCAACCCCAGAGUCGUCCACGACUGGACCUAAUGGUCAGGGGUCCCUUUAUCUUUACCUAUACAUAGAAUGUGGUGGCUCCAGUCUCCUUGAACUUUGCAUGCAUUGGGUGUACUUAGGGGUUGGUGAGAUUAGCUCCUGCCACGGGUGCAAACCCAGGGGUGUGCAAAAACCAUGCCUCUCUACUCUGGCACAAAGUGGCCAGAAUCCUGCCCUGGUCACUCCUCCACUGUUUGGAUGGGGGGACCAAUACAUCUCCUUGUCAAGGGCACAAGGGAGCUGAGAUACACCUCUGAUUGUCAGGUGUGUUUAAAUUAAUUUGUCAGAUGUGUUUGAUUAAUUAUAUACAAAAUUGAGAAUGUCGGAGUUGCCAUUCAACAACAUCUGGGGAGCCCUGGAUUCUGCCAUCCCUGUUUUAAGACAGCUGGAAUAUUCUCAAAGGCAACAGCUUUGAUCCUUUCUCUGUACUUAAACUAAAUAAACGAAGGCUUUAAAUGUCCAACCAGCAAUGACAAAUGUCGCACUCCUCUUUUACAGGCUCUUUGAAACUCUACAGUCACUCUUUUGGUCUGUGUUUGGUCUGCUGAACCUCUACGUCACUAAUGUGAAAGCCAGGCAUGAAUUCACAGAAUUUGUUGGGGCCACCAUGUUUGGCACGUACAACGUCAUCUCCCUAGUGGUCUUGCUAAAUAUGCUCAUAGCAAUGAUGAAUAACUCCUACCAGCUCAUAGCAGUAAGUCAACUGAUGAACUUUCUUUCUGAUUUUCUUUGAAAUAUGCAUUUUGUGUAUAUACCUGUGUGCAAGAGGGACAGAAAAGUGAGAUUCUGCCUGGCACCCAAGAUACCGUAUUUUUCACUCUAUAGGACGCACUUUUUCCCCUUCAAAAAUGAAGGGGAAAUGUGUGUGCGUCCUAUGGAGCGAAGACGCCAUAGCCCCGCGACCCUCUCCCGGCUGGAGAGGUGACACGCGGCUAUGGCAGGAGCCUCUUUAGCCCCGCGCCACCCCUCCAGCCGGGAGAGCGUGCGCGGGGCUAAAGAAGCCCCCCGCAACCCUCUCCCGGCUGGAGAGGUGACGCGCGGCUAUGGCAGCAGCCUCUCCGUUGCGCCUUUCCGCUGCUCCCUGACCUGCUCUUUGGGGCUGGUGGUGGGCUUCCCCCCGCCAGCCCCAAAGAGCAGGUCGAAAGGAACCUGAAGCCUGGAGAGCAAGAGGGGUCGGUGCGCACCAACCCCUCUCGCUCUCCAGGCUUCCAAGGUAGCCGCCUGAAGGCGACUGAACGCACCUUAAACGGCACCUUGUUUUAGAGCGGGAAAACAAGAGGGGGAAAAUUGAAGGGGUGCUGGGCAGAGAGGGGGAGAAUUUUUUUUCUUGUUCUCCCCCUUGUAAAACAAGGUGCGUCCUAUUGUCCGGUGCAUCCUAUGGUGCGAAAAAUACGGUACUUAAGCUGCAGGUUGGAGGCAGAAAAGUCACCACCACCCUUAGGGAAACAAGAAAGUCUGGAUUCUUUAUAUCCCUUGUAUCCCUUUGUAACACUGAGCAAUUGACCCUUGAGAAUCACCUGACUUCUGAAGCAAAGAGUAACAUGGAUUUCUGUUGCAAACUGCAGCUGAGAACGAUUUAUGAUCCCACCAUCCUCUGGCCAAAAGCAAGACGCCAAAUAGGACCUCAUAAUUAAAUGUAUGCAGGGCUGGCCCAAGACAUUUUGGUACCUGAGACAAACCACAAAUUGGUGCUCCCUGCCCCACCAGAGAAGAAGGAGUGAGUGGAGAUCUACAUCAGAAACGUGGGGGGGGGGUCAAAUCAACCUUACUUGGCAGCUGAAGUGGGAAUCAAAGGCCAUCACAGGACACUCUGAAUAAUGCAGCGCCAGUACAGAGCCCAGGAAACCCCCAAGGGCAGCUCCCAUCAUUUCUUCCCUGCAGCGGGAGAAAAUCAGCAGCACCUCCUAUUCGCUGAGAGGCCACUGUAGAGGUGGAAUCGGGUGGGGGGCUGCUGAGGUUGUGACACAUCCAGCCUUCAAGGAGCGUGCCGCAGCUCUUGUUAUAGCAGCAGCAGCAGGAGCAGACAAUGCUUUCCUUGCAGGCUGGAUCUGCUGCCCCUAUGGAUCCUGUCACCUGAGGCUGUUGCCUCAUGUUACCUCAUGGGUGGGCCAUGUAUUUGCAUGUAAAUGUGCAGAUAGAAUAUGCUGGAAAUUCCUAGCUCAUUUCCUGUGUUCUCAGAUGACACUGUUCAUUGCAGGGGGUUGGACUAGAUGAUCCCCAGGGUCCCUUCCAAUUCUACUAUCUUAUGUUUGACACUUCUUAAAAAUGGACAAAGAGAGAUGCAUUAGAAAAAGAGAGCUUGCUGCCGUAGGUACCUCAGCCAUUGGUAUGAGAUGAGGUUUGCAUCAUUAAUUACAAAUGCCUACCAGUGAUUUGAAUGCUGCUCAACCACCCACUUAGCACCCGUCUGCCAUGCUUCAGGCAGACUACUGGUUCUCUCUAUCUCUCUUUCACACACGGCACUGCGUGAAUAUUCAUGUGUUUAUCUGUUCAUUCAUUAAUGUAUUAAUUUAACAAUGGAGAAGGGAAAUCAAAACCAGGGAUUGAGAAGAGGUGUUUUUUCAUGGCAUCACAGAAGUUCUGCCAGUCAGUGCUGAUUACAAUUGACUUCUGUUCUGGGGAUUGAGAGUGUCUUGUUUGUUUCUUGGUAAGAUCACAGAAGGUCAGUGAAACAGUGCAGCAUGCAGUUGGUGCCUCUUAUUGGAUUAAGGGUGUGUGUUUCUUGGUAACAUCACAAAAGGUAAGCCAGUCAUAGCUGCAUGCAGUUGGCUUCAUUCCAGGGAUUGAGAGUGUUUCUUGAUGACAUCACAGAAGAUCAGCCAAUCAGUGAUGUGGGCUACUACUGCAAGCUCAAAGAUACGUGCUGGUUGUUUGUUUGUUUUUGGGUUGUUGUUUUUUUGCCCACCAUUUUCACUUAGAGAGGAGUAGAAUAUAUUUGAACUUAACACAGUGAGACUUGCUUCUAAUCCGUUAUCACAGAUAUGUUAUGCCAGGCUUCUCCCUAUUAUGAGUUUCUAUACCAGGGGUCGGCAAACUAAGGCCCAAGGGCCGGAUCAGGCCCAGUUGCCUUCAGGAUCCAGCCCGCAGACUGUCCGUGGAUUGGCAUGGGGAUUCUGUUCGUUCGGGCUACGCCUUUUUUCCCUAUGCCAUUCCAUUCCCCCCCCCCCACACACACAACGUACGGCGCCUCCCUCCCUCCCUCCUCCUGGCUUCUCCCCACCCUGCCUAGAGGAGGAAGGGGGCUGGGCUGAGCUGGCUGAGCGCCAUUUUCAGCAGCCCCUCUCCAGAGCCAGCCCUUUCGCGCCACUCAUCUUCCCUCCGUGGCGGCCGCCUCCCUGGUGCUCCUGUGGGCCAGAGAGUGGAGCGGAUGAGCUCGCUCUGCCUACCCAUGAGAAACAGCAGUGACGGUGGCAGCAGCCCCAGGGAAGGUAAGUGCAGUGGCUGGGGGUGGGUAAUGGGGAGGAGGACUACUUGGCCCCCCUCACCUCUUCUUCCAGCCCCCUCCGCCAGUGCUGCUUCUCCAACCUGCCACAAGGUCUGAGGCACAGUGGACUGGCCUGCAGCUAAAAAAAAAUUGCCAACCCCUGUUCUAUACCUACAAAGUCGCUUCCUGGAGGUGCUGCUAGUGCAGGGGUAGCCAAUGGUAAUGCUGAGUGGGACUGAUGGGAAGUUGAAUAGCAACAUCUGGAGAUCAUCAUGUUGGUAACCACUUGGGUAGAGAGAAAGAAUCAAAAAGUACCUGGUGUGACUCUUCCCUCUUCCUUACUGGAUGAUUUUAGACAAGCCUCAGUCUCAGCCUUCCAUCUGCAAUAUGGGGAUAACAACACAAAACUCCAUGAUAGGAUGGUAAUUUUGAGGAUAUUGCUAAGAUAUUGUGAUAAUACAUUUUCUACAUGCUAAAAGUUAUAUAUUAUGAAAUUUCCAAUGAAACUCCAGAAUAGCAAGCUCGACUUCAUUUUCUUCCACAAGCUAGAGAAUAGGAAGGAACAUGAGUCUUGCAAGAGAGCUACCUGAUGAGCUGUUCCCUAAAACCAUCCUCAUUUCAAUGCCUGACGGCUUGCUUGCAUACCUAAAUGCAGAACUGGGCAAGGCAUUCUGUACUCUUGGUGACUUUGGGCAUCUGGCAGGACUUCAAGAACAGGCAAAAUAAAUACAAUUCUCCCUCUCUCCCUCCAUGUGACCUGGAAAGAGAACCUGGCUCUGAUUCAUUAUAGCCCUGAUGUUGAUGUAUAGGCAACCCUGAAGAGAUGCUAAAUCUUUGGAGAAAGAUCUUUAAGCUCUUUGGAAUAAAACAGAACAUACACAUUAAGCCUCUGUGGGUUUUAGACCUUGUAGAGUGAUGAUGGAAAGUUAUCCCUACUUAAGGGAUAACUGCAAAGGCACCAGUCCACAUCUGUGUCUUUAAGGCAGGGUAGACUGAGUGGUAUCUGUACAAUUUUACUGGGGGCACUGUCCCUGCACUAGUUAGCAAACUUAAGUAGUUACUUGGUCUGAUCUUCCCUGUUCUGCAGUGCCACCCUCAUAAUGGGCAAACAGUACUGCAGAUUAUCAACUAAUCCUGACCUGAGUGCAUUAUUAGCAGGAGCACCCAACGAGACCAACAGCGGGCACAACAGCCAAGAAAGCAGUUUUUGCAUGUGCUGUAGAGAGAAGUGAGGGGCAGAUGGAGCUCAUCGACCUGGGAAGGUAGCCCAUCUAGAAGAAGGAAGACCCUGAUCUGAAACCUCUGCUGCCUUGCAAGAUAUCUUCCAAGAGAAGAAAGGCUAAGGACAAAAUCCUACACAAAUCCGGAGUCCCUAAGAUGGUUGGAUGCUACCUUAUAUGCCACCUCCUGGCAGCUCCUGUAGCCAAGCUGUUGCCAAACGUAUUGCUCUGCUUUCCUUUGGACCACACCCAGUUAGGCUGAGGGUAGGGGGUCUUGUAGUCUGGGCAGCCCAGGACCUCCAUACACACUGCCCAGGCUUGCAUACCGAGGCGGUCACUUUGAUGCUGCUAACACAGGAGUUUGGCUUCACCCCCAGAGGCACACUCCAUUGUUCUUUGAGACAGAUGCCAUCAACAAUAUGUGCACGUAUUUUCCCUUUAAACAGAACUCAAAAGCUUAUUCCCUAUUUAAAGCCUGCCCUGUUUUGCCAUUCUCUUCUAGUUCUGCAUUCUAAGAUCUUUGUCUACCUUUUCACCUAAUGGCUGUUUGCAGGUUGCACAUUGUAGUGAUGGCACAGAGCGGCUGAACAAGACCCAAUAAGAGAAGCAACCAUAAUAACCCCUGCAUUGCUUAAGGGGAAAGGCAGCUUACUGAACUGCAAGAUUUUUUCUCUCACUCUCCUUUUUGGACAAAGGCUAUUUUAAACUUCAGUAGCCGUCUGCUCCCUUCAGGGCACCUUGAAGCAAUGUAAUUAUUGAGCAUUUCACUGCACCAACCUGUAUUUAUCUUCCCUUCUCAUAGAGUCAAAAUACAGUCAAUAUUCAAAUACAGAAAUCAGUGGCUAAGAAAGCAAAAUUCCGCCUUAUGCCGUGCUUCAGUGUAAACUGAUACUGAGGGGCUUAGUCAAUCAGCUGAGAUCAGGUCCUGUAGUAGCAGUCCCAGCAUCAGGAUAUCUCCUCACUGUAGACUUAUCCACAUCUAGCUUUUGCCCUACUCUUUCCAGGAACAGGGGCACACUUAAAAUCUCUGUGUCCAAGUGGUUUGUUUGGGUUUUUUUCCUUCUCUGCAAAAACUUGCUCUUUAAAACUCAAUUGGAACAAACGUCAAUUCAGGUUACCUGUGGUUUGCCACUUGCUCCGAUCAAACUUUAAAAAGUGUUUUUUCACAGGGAAAGAUCCAGAACCAAAACAAAAAACACCCUCAGAAACAGAGCAUCUCAAUAUUUUCAAGGCAUGACAGAAAUAGCUUUGCAUUUUGAACACAGAUGAAAAUUGUCAUGAUGUCUAAAAGGACAGUGGGAUUCAGCAGCAACAGUGCGCGUAAUGAUAAGCCUUCCGCAAGACUGAAGGCAUUAUUCCUUGAUGUCUGGUUUGGCAACAUGGGAAAAGGUUCUCUACGCUCCUGGUUACUCCAAGAAUUCUAAGUGUGUGCCUAUACUCAUUCAUAAAAAUGCACUUCUUUCAGUGUUACCAACUGCAAUGGAUUCAGUUGGGCAUUUUCUUUCUUUAGUGGCAAAGACAUCAAAUAUGACAUUUGCUGCAGUGCACCUAUGGGGAAUAAAUUUGGGCUCUCAUAAGAACAUAAGAGCCUCCUAGAUCAGGCCAGAGGCUCAUUUAGUCCCGUAUCCUACUCUCACCGAUGCCCAUGGGAAGCCCAUAAACAGGCCACAAACACAACAGCACUCUGCCCACCUGUGAUUCCUGUAUUGUGGCCAAUGCCUCUGACGGCUAUUGUAGAAGAUUGCCACUGCGGUUAUGAAUUUGCCCAAUCCUCUUUUAAAGCCAUCCUAACUGGUUGCCAUCACUGCUUCCUGGAGGAGUGAGUUCCAUAGUGUGCUGCCUUUUCUUUGUUAAUGCUUUCAUUUACCACGCGUGUUUGUGUCUAUUUAUGAACUGUCUACUUUGAGUGCUUUGGCAUCUCCUAAAUUGUUGGAGGAAAUUUUUUAGUCUUCUCAGAAAGCUAAAUCCAUGACUGCUGUUUAUAAAUACUUUUUUGGCCCUUUGUAAAGCAGGUGUGCAGAAACUGGAGAGUUGCGGGAUAAGGAAUUAAAAUAUGCUGUACAUGCUAAACAAUAGAAAAUUGUUUAGAAACUAUAAGGAACGUUGCUUUAGAUUUGUAACUGAGUCUGCUUCAGCUUAAAAUUAUGUUUUAGGUAUAUACAGGAAGGCACUGUCAAAUACAUAUAGAUACUGAAAAUGCCUCAUUGGAGCAGGGGAUGUUGGCAUGUCCAGUGAUACAUUCUUUUUGCUUUCAAUAUCUAUUUUGUAUUGGUGAAAUCUUUGAUAUUUGCUGAUGUUCAAGCACUUUUAAACUAUAUUCCUGUAGUAUGGAGGUUAAUAACACACCAACAAAAGUGGAUUCUGAAUUGCAAAAAUGACAUAAGGAGAACCUACUGGAUCAAACCAUUUCUGGUCCAGCAUCCUAUUCUGUGGUGGCAAACCAGAUGCCUGUGUGAAACCCACAAGCAGGAUUCGAGCACAAGAACACUCCUCGGCCAUGUGGUUUCCAGCAACUGAUAUUCAGAAGCAUACUAAAUCUGACAGGUAGAAUGUAGCCAUUGGGCUACAUUCUCCACCCUGACUUUGUCUAAGCCUCGUUUAGAAUCAUCCAAGUCAGUGGCCCUCACUGUUUCUAUCAUGUACUUAGGCAAGGCUUUCUCUUUAUCUCAGACUACACACACACACAUGAGGAAAACAAAACUGACCUUCCUUGCACGGUUGUUAUAAGGACUGCAACAAAUUUCUAUGGACCCUUGAGAGCACCUUGAGAGUGUUGAGUAUUAUUCAUUAUCCGUGCCCAGAGAAGUGUGACAUAUUCAGAGGCUUCUAGAUCCCUUUGUGCUCCUGAAGACACACACACACACACACACACACACACACACACACACACUUCAUUCUUCCUGGUACUAUCCAAGGGGCAGACCAUUUUUUAAAAAUAGUUAGCAAGUUCAUAAUUAUAUCCAACAUACUCACCAAUGCUUCCGACGUGUGAGUGCUGCAUUUGCCUUCAGAAUUUCCUCUGGGGCAUCAAAUACAUGUCAAGCUGCGUCCUGAGCAAUAGAAAGGUCUCCCUGUGCAAUCUGGCUCUGCAUACCUCACUGGAGUCUAAGGAGGCUUAAUUGUUUCCCUGGGAGCAUGAGGACGUCAUGCAUGUGAUGAUGAAGAACUGUCUCUUUCCUUUCCUUUUCCUUUUCCUGUCUUUAGCCUAACUAUAUCUCACCCGUGGACUUGAACUGAGCUUUUAAUAUUCACGGGCUGUUUGCUGAGCAUUCAAAUGCAUCCAGGGGAUGCAUUCUGACUUUAUACACUUGUGUUUUGCUUGAGCCCCACAGGGAUAAGCAAAUAUGAGUUCUCUCUCUGCCUCUCUCCAACUAUUUUAUCAGAAGUGGCCAAUUGUAUUUUAUUAAUAUUUGGCCUUGUUUCCAGGUUAUGAAGCACCUCAAGCAAGAAGCCUUGAGUAGGUCCCUAACCUCAUUCCCCUGUCCCGUCCAACCCCAACAUGCACACACCACAGCAUUGCCACCUCCUCACUUUGAGAACAAGAGCAUAGAAAGUUACUUUUAUACUGAGUCAGAUCAUUGAUACUUCUAGCUCAGUAUUGCCUCCACCAGCCUCCCCCAACUUGGUGCCCUCCAGAUGCCCUGGACAACCACUCUCACCAACCCCAGCUGGUGGAGGCUGUAGUCCAGAACAUGGAUGUCACCAGGCCAGGAAAACAUGUCACCAGGCCAGGAAAAGUUGGUCUACACUGGUUUGCAAUGGCUUUCCAAGGUCUCAGAGAUGAGACAUUUGAAACCCAACCUGGCAAUGUCAGUGAUUGAACAUACAUGCAUAGCAGAUGCUCUACACCCUUUACUAUUUUUGCUGCCUGUUCAAUUCCCCAGCAAAGUGGUGGGCAAACAAGCAGAAGAGCAAGUGGUGGUGAAGAAGAGCAACAGCUGUCCCUUCUCUGGGAAAGGGGAGGGGGCAGGUGAAGGUGAGUGCCAAGAGUCCAUCACUGGCACAUCCCUGCAUAGAAGGUGCCCCCCAGGUAUUGCUGCUUGCUGCAUCUCUGUUGGAAGAGAGCAUUCAACCAUGUGGGACCAGCGACACUAAGUGCCCAACAUCUAAGUUGAGCGUAGUCAGGCCUCUGUAACAUGGGAGACAGCUAAUGGCACUCCUCUGGGGAUUUGCAGAGAAGUUUUACAAUGCUGUGUUUCCAGUACUUUUCCCCUUCCACUUCCCUUCUUGCAAAAGUCCAGUUUUAGGGGAAGUGGGGUUUGUUGUGCAAGAGCCCUAAAUCAAUGUUAAUUGUACAACCUGAAUUUGUCAGUACCCAACUGAAUCCUACCAGAAAAUAGCAUCAGUCUCCAAUGCUUUAACAAUGUGCUCCAUAGCCUUUUAACAAGGCAGCAGAGGUUAAGGAUCAGAGUUUUCCUUCUUUUCCUAGAUGAGUUACCUUCCCAGGUUGGCAAGCCCCAUCUGCCCCUCACUUUCCUCCACAGCACGAGCAGAAACCACAUUAUUGACAGUUGGACUCACUAUUGGGGGAAAAAGAUGAAGAACAAGAAAAGAUAGUGAGAGAAGUUCACCCUAAAAUGCUGAUGAAUUUUUAUGAUGGCUUCUUUUUAAUUGCCAACUGUUGUGGAAAUGUGGAAAACAAAACUUGAAUCUGGAACAAUGAAGAACUGAGAGAAAUGUUACAAAUAAGAGGCUCUUUUGAUCCAUUUUUAGCUGGUUCUUUAGGAGAAAGGAAAAUUAGACUCAGAGAGACUCAGCAAAACAUUUUUAUUGUAUACAUUAAAAUCGCAGUCCCUAGCACACGCGCACACACAUUCUUAGUCAUGCUCACCAACUCUACACCAGUAGCUGAUCAGGCCAUGACAAGAGGACGGGUGGCAGGCAUUGCAGCGCUGGGAACAUGGCACACCUUUCCACUGGAAAGUCCCUUCUUUAUAGACUUUCAAUCAGACAUUCCAGCUCUGGUGAUUCACCACCAUCUGUUCCUUGUCAUAGUUGUUCAUCAUGUUCCAGAGUUCAUCACAUCAUCAUUCGUCAAUCUUGCUCAACACCCAUCCUUUGUUAUCAGCCUGUUCAUACGUCAAGUCUCAAGAACUCAGCACUUCUUCCCCACUUCACUUGCCUACCACAAGUCUUAAUGAGACUCAAUUUUAGAGUGGUGUUCUUCAGCCUAAAAACAGGCCUACACUCAUUCCUUCAUUCAUAUCAUAAAUGUCUAAUGAAUGUGAUUAUUAUACUCAUUACAGGAACCAGUAUUGACCAAGAUUUGCUCAUCCUUACCAACACAAGCAUCAGUCCCAGAAUUAAGGUUGAAAAUUCUCCAGGUUAAGCUGAAAUUGUGGCAGAGUAGAAGACAGGACGUGUUGCUGAACAAGAAGCAAAUGAAAUAGAGGGACUCUUCUCCCCCUAAUGGAAACUCACUGAUAGCUCUUCUUCUGCCAUUUGUGCUUGUAGCAAUAAAUUUCCUCUCACAGAUAUUAAGGGUGCUUUCCUCCCCGCCUGUGUGAGAUGGGCCCAACCUGCUUGCAUAGUUUAUAUGCCAAGUGACAGGCAAAAUGGCAUCCCAAGAGGCCCCUUUAAUGACACGGUGGAAGCCAGCGUAGCCAGAGGAAGCAGCAGAGACAGCAGCCUAGAGCAUCCUCUCAUCCUCAAGUCAGACCUGACAAGCAAAAUUAACGUUCUCUCUUGCGGCUGAAUUAAUUAAGCAAAAUAAGAUAUAGAAGGCAAGCCAGCCCCUCCUUCAUGCUUGCAUUUUCCUUCACAACCUUUCCUUCCUUCUCUCCUAACCCUGAAAAUCAGAUCUAUAUAAUUAAAGAGAUUCGCCUGGGAAAGUGGCCAAAUGCUUAAAAGAAAUGCUAAAAAUACAAUCGACAAGCGGCGUUACUCUGCACCAGCUAUUAUUCAUGAUGCUCAUCAGGGUUGCAGUAAUCAAGGUGCUCGGGAGGUAAUGGCACUUACAAAAAUUUGGUCUGGCUACUGAGUAGCUGAUGGCCACAAUGUUAAGGAAAACAAAAGACCUGGCAGUUUGCAGUAAGACUCAUAAGAAGAGCCUGCUGGAUCAAGUCAAUGGUCCAUCUAGUCCAGCAUCCUGCUCCCACAGUGGCCAAACAAAUGUCUAUGGGAAGCCACAAGCAGGACCUGAACACAAGAGCACUCUCCCUUCCUGUGGUUUCCACCAACUGGCAUUCAGAAGCACUGCUUCCUCCAUUCAGAAGCACUGCUCCCUCCAUUCAGAAGCACUGCUUGCCUCCACACUUUUUUUUUGUCCCAGCACUUUCCCCUCAAAACCCCACUCUUUAAUGCUGAAUCAGAACAAACAGCAAUUCCUGUUUUCAACAGAUUGCCCUUUGCUCUGAUUCAGUGGUAAAAAAGUGGGUUUUCGAAGAAAAGCACAGGGAAGUUCUCAAACAUGGCCCUUUAAAGGGUGGGCAUGCACCUAAAAACACAGCACAAAAGGAAGUCUGGAUGAGCCCUCCAGAGUAAGGGCAUGAUCUCUUCAAUGCAGGAUAAUUGCAUUUUCAACAUGUAGUUAUCAGUGUCUGCUUCUCAAUCUCUUUCUCCCAUGGAACGGAGAAAGAUCCUGGAAGAUACUAGAAAAGAGGAUAGAUUAGCCACUCCCCAUAUGUGAUUGCAUGCUCACCAGCCCCAGCCAGCAUGGCCAAUGGUCAGGGGUGAUGGGAGUUGCACUACAAAUACCUGGAGGCCACUACUCCCAUGAAACAUUAGACUGGGGAAAGAAGGAUGGAAAUAGGCCUUUUGCCUUCCACCUUUUGGAUUUAAAUUGUUUCUCUGGAGACACUGAGGGCAAAGCCCAUGAAAGAGCCGGUCAAGUUCUGAGUCUCGAUGGUCCUAUGGGCAAAAUACUAUCAGGAAUUUGCUAUAAUGAAUGGACAGUCUUAUCUGACAGAGAAGGGACAGUGAUAUAGAGAAGAUAUAUUCAGCUAAUCUAUUUCUCAUAUGAAAUUCCCUGCUGGUGCUUUCAAAGCACCGCUUUUUUUGACCUGUGACCUUCACAGUGCUCUGAUUUAUCUGGAUAUUGCAAUCAAAGCAGAACAUAUUUGAACUGAAUUCGGACAAAUCAAAGAGCCACUCCAGGCUUCUCCUGUCAGGCAAUUUAAUAGAAGAGAUUUUUAAAAAUCCCGCUCUAUUCUACGCAUGUGCCUUCUACCAGAGGUCCUCAUUAGCUGUCGCUGUUUCAUUUCACGGGACUGUUGGCUGCAUAUGGACAAAUCUGUCAAUUUUGACUUCUCUCAGGUUUUCAUUUUUAAAGUCUUAGGUUCCAUUCAGUUCAACGCAUUCACAUAGUAGUCUGCCUUUUUAAAAAAGAUACUCAAAUAUUUGUAUGCAUUUUAAUUACAUUUCUCUCAAGAAACACCUUUCACACACUUUCAUACAACUACUAAUACAGCAUACACAUUUUUGCAAGCCCUAAUAGAAUCUGUUUUUGCAUGUUUCUUUCACUAAUCAAUCCAUUUCCCCUUACUACAUUUGUGUCCACAUUUUUUUCAAUAGUAGACUGCAUGGCAAAAUUCAGGGAAGUGCUAAUUUCAAACAAUAGCUGUGUUUUGCUCUUCAUAUUGGUUCAGGAAGUGCAAAUUUGUUGGGUUCACAUUAAAAUUUGAAUUGAUACAUAUUUUCCUCCAUUACUGGUGGGGUUUGGGGAGGCUUGUUUUGCUUUUCAUGCUUUUCAUAACCUUAAUAUUCAACUACAGAAUGCAUAUAGACAAGAUGUUGGGGAACUAAAGCCCAAGAGAACCAGAAAGGCUACAAAAUACAACAUGUGGACAAUACAUUUACAAAACAUUCAAAAUCCUUACAAAAUGGGCAGCACUGAUCUUUCUGUUAUUUUUACAAACUAAAAUUCAGAUAUCAAACAUCCCUCCUUUCUUAUUUUGAGGGUGCCACACUUUGGAAUGUUGGAGAAUUCCGUGAAAACAGAAAAGGGAGCAGAAAUUGUCAGGAAUGGGAAUCAAUUCAGUGAAUAAAAUUAAUAUUCGCUGUUGUUUUUACUUUCAGUCCACAAACAAUACCAGAUUGAUUAUGUCUUUUCUCCUUUUGCAUUGCAUUUCCUCUGCAUUAAAAUGAAUGGGGUGGAGUAAUUUACAUAAUUUGUAUAAUGAAUUCCAUAUGCUCCAUAAUUUCACCGCAGCAGACCGUGAGAUGAAUAAUGUAGAUUUUAGUAGAAGUCGAACUGGAAGAAUGGAAACAGUGCUGCAUGCAAUCAAUACAGGGCAGAAUGGGAAACGAUUUCUUCUACAUCCCUACCACCCCUUCCCAGUCAACAACCUACAACCCCCUCCAAAGCAAGAGAUGCAUUUAUUCAUCAACCGAACCAUUACCGUUGCCAUUGUUGUGUGGAAGAAUGGGGGUGCAUGUGCUAAUAAUACUUUCAGGUGGCACCUGGCUUAAUUUCUGGGAACUAAGAACAUCUAUACAUACAAAUAUUCCCCCAUGGAAUUCUUUGCACAGGCUUUAGUCUCCUUUGGAGCUAACCUGUGACUGAGGUGGUGCUGUGGCUCCCAUCUCAUGGCAAAGGCUCAAGGUACAAUGGUGGUGCACAUUAAGAGCCAUCCAAAAGCCCAGAGUGUCUCAGGUACUCAGAAAAGACCCCUGCCUAAUCUUGUCUUCACUGCUAGAGAACUUGAACUUGACUUCCUGUUUCAGCCCAUAUCUUUAAUAUAUAUAUCUGAGUAAUAUGUAUAUCUGAGUAUAUAGGCAAAGUAAAAGGCACAGCAGGUAAAUUGCAUGGCUAAGCACAAGAUGAGAGAGAUCUUGUUCCAAUAAGCAGCAUGCGCCUGUCUCUUUUAUUUGAAGAAGUGGGUGGGCACAAGCCUUAGCAUGACAGUUGUCUUGGGACUGGGCAAGCAAAUGGGCAUCCCUGAAAGUGGGUUGGGCCUGUGAGAUUUGUUCACACCAGCACUGUCCUUGGAGAUGGAGAUGGAGUCAGUGCUGACUCAGUAUCCAAUUUAUUCUCAGGUGCCUUCCCAGAAGGUGGAGACUCCUUACAGACAGGAGGAGGAAACCAUGGCAGCUCCACUUAGGAGGUACCCUGACAAGAGGUGUCCAAUAGCACAAGGGAGGGAUGCCUCUCUGCUCACCUGCUUAGACCCUCCAGGGGAUGUCCAGUUGCAACUACCUGAUCUCCUCCCACUCUGCCUCAGGAUCUGACAAUGUCUGAGGCUUUGGAGAUCCAUUGCCAGUACAAAUUUGCAAAUAAACUUUACUACCCGCAGGCAGAAAAGAUACCUCGACCCAAUAUCUUUUCCCCUGAAAGGGGAAAAAGCAAAACAUUUUGAGAGGGCAUUUUGAAAAGGAGAAAUCACCUGCAGGGAAAGGCUUAAGUAUUCCCCCUCCUUAUAGCCACUGCAGAUUUCUAGCCCCUUGCCUCUUGACAAUGGCAUUUGAACAAGUAAGAAACCAUUAAGACAAAUCAUGUGAGAUGAACUGUGGGUCUCCAGCAUCCUUUCUAGGUUGGCCUUCGAGGACAAAUCAUGAGAUAGGUGUUGAAAGCAUCAGGGACAAUCAGAGUAGCUGGUUUGACAUUUUGCACACUUGGAAAUCCAAUCCAAGUUGGCUCUUAUGAACUUUAUUCUUUUGAGGGAGAAAAACCUACAGUUGCAAAAGCAAGGGAAUGGGGAAAAUUCCACUACACAUAGAGAAGACAGCAUUAAGAGUCAGGGAUUUGCUAAAGGAUGUGUUGUGAAUUCUGCUGUCAUUUCUUCACAAUGAAGGAAAACAGAGGAGAAAUUAGCAUUUUGUGUGCGCAUGGUAUUUUUUUUUUUAAAAAAAAUGUAACAGACUGACUAACGCUGUCCAUUGUUUAUGCCUGAAAGAACUAAGAUAAAAAUAUCUGAGUGACAGCUAGGAAAAAGUGUGAUGAUGGUCAUGGGACAGAGUGGGGAUGUGGUCUGCAGGAGCUUGGAGAAAGGUUUCUAGAAUCAAACCUUGGGAUGAUGAUAAGGUCACCACGGAAACAAGCCCAUAGUGCAGAAUAUGUGCAGUAGGUUCAAUGGUUGUUGUUCUUUUAAAAUCAGGAAACUGAGCAACCUUUACAGAAGGAAGUCAGCAUGCAUUUGUCCAUGUUUGAAUGCUAAAUAAACAUAUGAACUAUGGAAGGGAUGGGAUAACUUUUUCCCCUAUUGAUAACCACAGUCCCUUGGGGGCCAUCUGUUGGGUCCAAGACCUGAAAGCAAGUGGGGCAGGAGCCAGCCAUGUGUGGGCUCCUUCUCCUCUCUCUCUCUGCUAGCCCUUCUCCCACUCUUUCUCUGUCACCUCCUUUCCCACCUGCAUGAAAUUAGUCCAGGGAUUGCAUACAAUGACUGGGAGCACUGCAAAUCACUAACUGCUGAUAUAUGACAUAUAAUGCAUUUGAGAGGAUAGGGUACAUCUCACUGUAACAACAAAUGUUUAAUGUUGCAACAUGCCCUGGCGCCUUAGGGCAAAGGGCAGGUAAUUGACAAUAAUAACAGCCAUAAUUCAGCAUUGUUCAGAAGUUUAUUUCUGUCUUAGGAGAGAGUUGUAUUCUCCCAUUCUCCCAUGCUGUGGAAGCUGUCAUGAGAACCAUCUGCACCACAGAAUUUACCACUCCUAGUGGAAGGAUAAUGCAAAUGAAAUGGUUGGGCACACAUGCAACACUGCAGCAUUAUAUGUAUGUAUGUACACAGUGUCUGUACAAAUGCUUCAAGAUGUUUUGCAUGUAGUGUUUACCCACACAUAUUAGAAGAACACUGCAAAAAACUAAUCAUUGUAUAACCAUCUGUACUGGCCCCUCAAUAUUGCUUUUUUUGCAGUGUUUUAUCAGUAUUAACAUGUGCAUCAGUAAUAGAGGGAAGUAAAGAUUGAAGAAAUGAAAGAACAUAAAACUGCAGCAAACUGGUAAUUUACAAAAAACAACAACCCUAAAUGCAUUCGUUUCACUUUAAAACACGUUCUUGCAAAAAUGUAUAAACUUUUGUUGAAAUUUGAAUCAGAAGAAAAAGGGUUAAUGGGUGCAUGAUUAAAUGGGCAAAAAAGGAACAGAUGGAACAUAUGUGGAAUAAGGGGUUAAAAUUUACGUUAUGUUAUGAUCAUAAAGAGAAGUUUUAUAAAAUGUUGUUAUCAUUGGUACUUAGCUCCUGAGAAAUUAUUUAGAAUGUACAGUGGUGCCCCGCAAGACGAAUGCCUCGGAAGACGAAAAACUCGCAAGACGAAAGGGUUUUGCGGUUUUUGAGGUGCUUUGUAAGACGAAUUUCCCUAUGGGCUUGCUUCGCAAGACGAAACGUCUUGCGAGUUUGUUUCCUUUUGAAGCGGGAACUGGGCUGGCAGGGAGCGAGCGAGGGAGCGACCUACCUUUUCCAGAGGGAUCCUCUUCUGGAGAGGGCACAGAGGAGGCAGGUGGGCUGGGAUCCAGCGGAUCUGGCUGGGUCUCUGUGCUGCCGCCGCCUCUGCCUCUCUCUCUCUCUCCCCCUCCCCACGUGGCUGCUCCAUUUUGCCCUAACUGCGCGAAGGCAAGAGGAGGCGGGACAAAGGAGGAGGAGAAGGAGGCAUCCACUGCGCUUGGGCCGCCGCGAAGGUGCCUUUGCGGGGGUGGGAAGAAGCCGGGAGCAGCUGCCGAGACUGUGGGGAGCCCGGCGGCGUGGCGCAAGGUAACGGGGGGAGCAAGGGAGAGUCCGCGCCGGGCGCUUCGUGCGUCCGCCCUCGGUUCCUGGGCUCGAACUUCCUUUGGCACCUCGUGGAGAGAGAGGGAGAGGAGCGGGCUGGGGCUUUGAUGUGGGACGCGGUUUGGCGGAGCGAAGACGCGGCAAGGCUUGGCGACAGAGGAAGGGGGGCUGUUUUCGUGGGGAGGUGGGAGGGGGUGUCUUUGCCUCUUCCCGGCAACAGAUCCUCCAGGCUGGAGAAACUCCUCCUGCUGGGGAGCGACCUGCUUUGUGCUUUGCCCACUAUCCCAUUAUAAUACAGUACCAGGGUGCAUCCGUGCUUCGCAAGACGAAAAAAUUCGCAAGACGAAGAAACUCGCAGAACGGAUUAAUUUCGUCUUGCGAUGCACCACUGUAUAAAGAUGUUUCAAAUGUUUGCUGGAAAUGCCAAUAACAUGAAGGAACAUUUUACCAUGCUUGGUGGAUGUAUAAAAAGGCUACAAAACAUUGGAUACAAACACAUACAUUGAUACAGCAGGUUUUAAAGGUUAACAUUCAGUUGAAGCCAGAACUUUUUCUUUUAGGGUUAAUGGAUACACAACUGGAAAAGGACUAUGAGAGAUUAUUUCAAUAUAUGUUCACAGCAACAAGACUGUUAUAUGCCCAAAGAUGGAAAGAUACCGCCCUACAAACUAUGGAGGAAUGGCUGAUAAAAUUAUAGGAUGGCAAAAGUAACACUUUUAAGUAGAGAAAAAUCAUUAUUGUCAUUUAUUAAGGAUUGGAAACUUCUUAUGGACUUUUUGCAGGACAGAGAAAAUGAAUUUGUAAUAUCUGGAUCUGAAGACUGAAAAAAUAUUGGCUUAUAGAAAAUAGAAUUGUUGGAUGUUAAUGAGUGAAUACUAUGUUUAGCUUCAGGACAGAGAACCAGAAGUCUUAUCUUUUUUAUUUAUUUUUUCUCUCUCUCUCCUUUCUUUCCCUUUCCCCCUUUCCCUUCCUCUUUGCUUCCAUUCCUUUUUAGAUUAAAUUUUAAAAGCAUUUACAGUAGUACCUCACAAGACGAAUGCCUCACAAGACGAAAAACUCGCAAGACGAAAGAGUUUUUCGUUUUUUGAGUUGCUUCGCAAGACGAAUUUCCCUAUGGGCUUGCUUCGCAAGACGAAAAACGAAAACGUCUUGCAAGUUUGUUUCCUUUUCAAUGCAUUCCUAUGGGAAACCGUGCUUCACAAGACGAAAAAUUCGCAAGACAAAAAAACUCGCAGAAUGAAUUAAUUUCGUCUUGCGAGGCACCACUGUAUUUUGGGUAUGAACUUUGGUAUAUCUUUCAACGAGUUAUCAAUAAAAAUAGAUUUUUAAAAAAAGGAAAUCAGGCUAGGUAAUCUGGAACUCCACAGUCAGGGGGAGAUAGUGGGUUGAGGAGAAUUUCAGAAAUUUCCAUAUGUUGUGGAUUCCAACUCCCAUCAGCUCCAGCCCCCCUGGCCAAUAGUCAAGGAUGGUGGGAGUUGUGCUCCAACAACAUCUGGAGGGCACAAGGUUGGGAAGGUUGUGGCUUUUAUUAUGUCAUAUACAGUGGUGCCCCGCAAGACGAAUGCCUCGCAAGACGGAAAACCCGCUAGACGAAAGGGUUUUCCGUUUUUGAGUUGCUUCGCAGGACGAAUUUCCCUAUGGGCUUGCUUCGCAAGACGAAAAUGUCUUGCAAGUCUUGAGAUUUUUUUUUCGCUCCCCCCCCCCUUUAUCUAAUCUGCUAAGCCUUUAAUAGCCUUUAAUAGCCUUUUAGCAGCUAAUCCCCUAAGCCUUUAAGCCUUUAAUAGCCGCUAAACCGCUAAUAGCACUAAUCCGUUAAGCCGCUAAUAGGGUUGCUUCGCAAGACGAAAAAACCGCUAGACGAAGACUCUCGCGGAACGGAUUAAUUUCGUCUUGCGAGGCACCACUGUACAAGCAUAACCUCCAGGGCCAUUCUUAAUAUUCAGCCAGAGAGGUUGUUGUACAGUAGCUUAGGGUGUGGGCAAUUCGCUGUCACCAAAAGCUGAUAACAACUUUGCCACUAUUGUUUUCUUGACUUUCUCUCCACACCCAGGACCACGCAGAUAUUGAAUGGAAGUUUGCACGCACCAAGCUCUGGAUGAGUUACUUUGAUGAAGGUGGCACUCUGCCACCUCCUUUUAACAUCAUCCCCAGCCCCAAGUCCUUCUGGUAUCUUUGCAAGUGGAUCCACAACCAACUCUGCCCGUCUCAGGACCCAGAGAAUGAUCAGAAAAAGCAUGAAAACCUGAAGACAUUCACGGUAAGGAGACAGUCCCUGCAAUCACUCUCAGGAAACUCUGCUUUGUCAUUUGGUUCUUUGCUUUUGAAUGGCAGGAUGAUAUUGUAAGUAGGGAUGGGGAAGAAAUUUUAUUCAGUUUGCGUUUAAAGGUGUAUCUCCCUAAGAUGCAGUUUAUGAAACAAUAUGAGAACUGAAACAUAGCUGGUAUCCGAAAUCUGCAAUUCUUCAAAGUUUGAAAGACAGUUCUCCAGCUCAGUAAUGUGUACAGUAAUGCACUCAUUAAGGUAAUGUGUGCAUAAAAAUGCAUAUAUUAGUGUACAUAACAUACAAAAUGCAGUGAGGUUUAGUGGUUAGGGUGUUAAACUAGGACCUGGGAGACCAGGGUUCAAAUCCCCACUCAGGGCUUUUCCAAACCUAACUUUUGCAGGGGUCCACACUUUAAAGCUUUGUGUCCGAGCACUCUUUUUUUGCCCCAGAUCUGUACCCACAAAAAUCCGCUCUUUAAAGCUGAAGUGCAACAAUCACUUGCUCUGAUUCAGUGGUAAAAAGUGGGUUUUUGCAUGUGAGCUGUGCCUGGAAAGAGAAGGGCAAAAGGUAAGCAGAUAAGCCCUCAUUUUGGUAGCUUGCACCCAGUUCUCCAAUCUGUUAAGGUCAUUUUGAAUUCUGAUUCUGUCUUCUGCAGCAUUAGCUACCCCUCCCAGUUUGGUGUAAUCUACAAACUGGAUGAGCAUCCCCUCUGUUCCUUAUUCCAGGUAGUUUAUAAAGAUGUUGACCAACGAUGGGUCCAGGACAGGGACCCUGUUGUGGCACUCCACCUGUCACCUUUGCCCAGAAUUAGGAGGAACCAUUAGUGAACAGUCUAGAUUUCAGCCAGUCAACCAGCUACAUAUGAUGUGAACACUGGCUUCAUUGGCUUCAAAAGGGGGGUCAGAUUCAGAGGCUGUAUACACACACACACACACACACACACACACACAGCCCUGUUGUGGGAGGACCUGACUUUUGAAGAAGAGCUGUAGCACAGUGGGUGGGAGGACAUCUGCCUCACAUGCAGAAGAUCCCAGGUUUAAUCCCCUGUCUGAAACCCUGGAGUGCUAUUGUAGACCAGACUGAGGUAAGUGGACCAAUAGUUGUGCCUCACCUUUACGUGUACCCAGGACUUCCAUCAGCAACUAGCUAACUAGUUCUCAUCCAGUGGGGCUCUUUUUGACAAAUUGCUUACAGCAAAAAAGUUGAAAAUAUGAUGGUCACCUGUUUAAUAUAUAUGCGCCUCUUUCAUUUCAGGAACGUCAUGCUGACAACUUGAUUCAGAAUCAGCACUAUCAGGUAAAAUACAUUAAUUGAUGAAGCAGUUUAUUUGCAUUUCCUUGCUCUGCAAUGAGCUUAGAGCCAAAGAGUUUCUUUAUACUUUGCAAAAAAAUUGGGUGUGGCCUGCAGAUUUUUAAGAACUUCCCCCUCCCCCUAUUUAAAUGACAAAUCUAACAUGUGCAGCAACACCAUAUCAUCAACUGCUUUAGAAGCAUUUCUCUGUUCCAGUAGAGGUUUGUCACAUAGUGGGGUCCUGCAAAUAAUAAUAAUAAUAAUAAUCCAAAGCUCCCAUGGGUAGGCAGAAUGAGUUCCCUCAUUGUUUAGAUCCAGGUUAUGACUUUCUGUUAUACUUUCUUUUGGCAUCCGGUUACAACUACAAGGAGUAUUCUUAGUUCGUGAGAGUUAAUGCAAAAGUGUGAUGAUAUUCGGUUUGCAUUAAAAUCUUAGUGUUUCUAAAAUUAGACUGUAGAACUGAGUAUGUGCAGUUUGCAGCAGGUUUCAGGUCACUUGGUUCAUUACAUCUCUUUACCCAUGUUCAUUGGCAAAACACUGCAAAAAGCCGUCUGGCUGUGAUCAUGCAAACCGCAGAGGCAUGUACUGGUAAAUAAAGAAGUAUUUUUUUAUUAUAGCAGUCUAAUGGUGUAAACUCAGUGGCCAGGAAGGAGCAGGGUCCAGGUGCUCUUGCAAGACAAAGGAAUAGCAAUGAUUUAUCUGGUUUGAGAGCAAGGCCGAAGACUCAGGAGGACAAGAUUAGUAGCAAGAGUUCCAAGACUGCAUGGGAGCUGCAAAGCUGUCCAAACAAGUUUCUCCACCUUCCAUGUGCACCUUCUGCACAAACCCUGUUCAAUGUACCAGAGUCGUGCUAUUAGAGCAGGGAUGGGGAACCUCAGGCCCAUGGGCUGGAUGUGGCGUUUCAGACCUCUCUACCUGGUUCUUGGGACUCUCCCUAAGUCCCUCUGUCCUCUUGCCUCUGACCCUGAUCACCACAGGUAUGUGGUCCUUGAAGGGUUCCCCAUAUAGCAUCUGCAUACAGAACAAGGCCUUGAGGAUUUGAGCGUUUUCCAUCAUAGUUUUUCGCAACCCUGAAUUGCAUUUGUAGCCUGUUUGGCAUCACUAAUUCUUCCAAUUAAAAGAUUUACUAAGAUUAAAGGAUUUACCAUGCCAUCAGCUCAAACACAUUAUGCUAGAUUUUUGAAAAUAACCACUGAGAUAUCAGAAGCUCAGAUACACUUUUAGAUGUGGCUCCUUCUCUGUAGCUGCAACAGGUUGGAGUCUAGCUUUUGCUUGUGGAACAACCUAGGAGGAACAAAACAUCCAUCCUGGCCUGGCCUGUUUUUACUGUUACUCAUGGGACUGUAUCGGGGGAAAGGCUGUAGCUCAGUGGCUAGAGCAUCUGCUCUGCACCCCAAAGGUCCCAGAUUCAACCUGCAGCAUUCCAGACUGGGAAGGGCUCCCCAUGUGAAACCCUGCAGAGCCACUGCCAGAGCUUAGUGACCAAUGGUCUGACUCAUUAUAAGGCAACUUCCUACAUUAUUUUGCAUUCAAAAAGCAACACUUGAAUAGGGAGAAGUAGAGAGUGAUAGGUUGUGUGGGAAAUAGUUUGCCCCUUACUUCUGGGUCCUAAAUAGAGUUGCCAGGUCAGGUGCAUCCCAGACCCUAAGAUUUCAUGACCCCAAACUGAGACCUAGGAAUGGCCACUGGUGAUGGGCCCUGGAAACAGAGGUUAAUUGGUGGUGAAGUGUAGGAGGGAAGACACACACAACCCAGAGUAUCUAUGCACUGUCUUGCUUUUUAUCAAAGGCACUCCCACCCAGUUGGAGGGGGCCAGGCAAACUGGAGAUUUCAGGGACAACUUGAAGUUCCUAGCCACAGUAUUUAACUCCCUACACUUGAAAUCCUGAAUGCUGAAAUAUAUGUGGCGAGAUGUGGCAGCUGGAUCCUGAGCUCCCCCACUCCCUACAGGCCACUCAUUAAAAAUACUCUUACUGAAUUUUAACAGAUACAAUACAUGCAAACAAAACUUGGCAACAAAUUAGGAUUUACUGAAAUAAGACGUGCUCUCUUUCUACAAUAAAGAGUUCUGACUAACAUUUUGUGCAUUAUUUAUAAUCCUACAAUAUGAAAACAUGCUGUGCACCAAUUAGUUUUACAAAUGCGAAACCUGCAAAUAACCUCUCCAUAAAGCAUCUGGGAUAGUGGUUAUUGUAACAGAACUCCAACUCACAUAUGGCAAAAAGCACCCCAAAAGAUUUCAAAUUUGUCCUUUUUUUGCAGCUCUCUGCAGGCCAUUUUGACAGGUAGUCAGAUGCUCACCUGGCAGUCAUCUGGCUUCACCAACAUCAGCAGGCGAUGGCUCAUAGACAAUUACAACAAGCCCCAUUUGGAGCAUGGACUGGGACCACUGUACUACUACCAACCCCUGCAGGGCUUGCUGUCAGCAACUUAAAGCAAGCCCCACUUUGGGUUGGAAUCAGGCAUACUACAGAGUUCCCAGUUAAGAACGCCUUUAUGUAGCUGACCAUCGAACAGCUGAUAAGUUCUGACAGGAAGCCUUGCCUGUCAAGGAAGGGCACUUUAAGGCUCCCAAUUGUUCCUUUCAUGUCUUUACUUGAUUGCUGGGAUGUGGGUGGCGCUAAGGUGUAAACUACUGAGCCUUGGGCUUGCUGAUUGGAAGGGUGGCAGUUCAAAUCCCCACAACGGGGUAAGCUCCCAUUGCUCGGUCCCAGCUCCUGCCGACCUAGCAGUUCGAAGGCACAUCAAAGUGCAGGUAGAUAAAUAGGUACCACUCCGGCAGGAAGGUAAAUGGUGUUUCCGUGCACUGCUCUGGUUUCACCAGAAGCGGCUUAGUCAUGCUGGCCACAUGACCCAGAAAAACUGUCUGUGGACAAACAUUGGCUCCCUCAGGCAGUAAGGCGAGAUGAGUGCCACAACCCCAGAGUUGUUCGCGACUGGACUUAACUGUCAGGGGUCCUUUACCUUUACCUUUUUUAGUCAUGUCUUUACUUGAUCUGUGAACUCACAUCACAUCAUAUGUGAAGCAGAUGGGUGUUGUUUGCGGAAAAUGGGCUUAUGGACCAAGUUAGGAUUUCUGCAAGGCCUAAUUUGGAGCACAGGCUAUAGGUUCAACAUCUACUGCCAUAAGAUGUGAUAAGAGAUAAGGAUGGGGAAGAAAGUCUUUACAGCUAGUCAAUCUGGGAAUGUAGCUCAUCUAGAAGAAGGAACACUUUGAUCUUAAACCUCUGCUGCCUUGCGGGAUAUUUUUAGGAGAGGAAACGACUAAGGAGUAAACGUUACACAAACCUGGAGUGCAGUCCCUAAGAUGGUUGGAUGGACCCUUGUUUGCCUUCUUCCAGCGACUCCUGCAGCCAAGCUGAUGCCAAACAUAUCACUCCACUUUCCUUUGGAAAUAUGCUAGGAUUACAUUCUGCUGCUUAGUUUCUCACAGACCUUUCACAUUAAGACUAACAGCCUUCAUAUUUGCACCUAAUUCAGCCCAUUAAUCAGUUCUCAUAACUAAUUAAUCCAUAUUUAGAAAUAUGUAGGAUCUAAUUAUAUUUCAAAUCAUAUUUCUAAAUAUAUUUAGAAAUAUAUAGGAUCUAAUAUAUCUCAAGGAUAAAUAUCUAACAUAUAUGUUUAAACUAGAAUUCAAUAGAUAUUAACUAUAUGUAGAAACUGUUUCCCAAACAAACACUAUGCCUUAAAACAAUAAUUAUAAAUAAUAAUAUAUAAAUAACAAAGAUAUCCCCAGUACAUGUUGGUUAUUGAAAGGGAAGAAAUAGAUGUAAAAUCAGAAUCAAUGUUGAUAAAAGGGAAGGUAUGAGAUUAAUGAAAGGGAGAAAAUACAGAAAGUAAGGGGGAAGGGGGGAAAUAAUUACAAAACACACGCACUCAUGCACACUCACACUCACUUGCUUAUAUGAAGCAACAAAAAGGGGAAAGAAACAAGACUAAACUAAGUAAGUGGGACUCAUAUAAAAAAAAUGACUUAAAAUGAAAAGGUGGGAAAGAAAAAAAGAGGAUGGGAAGGAUAAAAAAGGACUUCUUGCUUGAAUCCAACUUGUAACAGCUCUUUCCUUUUAAUAAUGAAAAUUAUGAUUCAUUCAUAUCAAAAAGAAGACGAAGAAGAAAAAAUGCUGUUGACAUCAUUCUAAGAUGGUAACCAAGGGGGGAAAAAGGAUUUCAGUUUCUUAUUAGCCUUAGUGACUUAUUUUUAUUAUUUAGCUAAAGAAGGGAAAAAGAAAUGAAUGAAUGCUAUAAAGUCACAGUUGUUAAGAGAAAAAAAAGAGAGAAUUGAAAAUUGGACAUCAUAAAACCUGGAUAAAUAAAAAUCUUCUUGUGCUCAGUUGGUAGCUCUACUUGGCAGACUUUUUGCAGUUAGUGCUUGGAUAUAGGGUGCUGCAUUCUUUGGUACUGUAAAUUUGUAUGUUUCCUUGCCCCUUCUGACACAGAAAAUAGCAGGGAAUCUGAUGUAGAACUGCAGAUUAGCUUCUAUUGCCAAGCAUCUUGCUUGGAGGAAACCACAUCUUUGAUCUGCAAGUUGUUUUGUGGAUUCUGGAAAUACGGAGAUUUUAUUCUUCUCCCAAAUUAGUGGCGUUUCUGAGGACUGUUCACGUGCCAUUCUUAUAACGGGGGGGAGCUUGUCAUCUGGGCAAGCCUAGGACCUCCAUACACACUGCCCAGGCUUACGCCUUGAGGAAGUGACUCCAAUGCUACUAAUGCAGAGGUUUGACUUCACCCCCAGUGGCACACUCCAUUGUCUCUUGAGACAGACGGAUGCCAACUAAACCCAAUUUACACCUCCGAAAAACAAUGCCUGAACCAAAAAACACAGUUGUCCUUUGAAAUCUGCACUCCUAAAGCAUGUGUAUCAAAGGAAAGUACAUGAAAAUACAUGUAUUGGUGGUGGAAAAGCAUAUAAAAUGCAUUAUGUUAAGAAAAUUGCUUCUAAUCUAGUAUAUUAAAAGAAACACACUGAGGACUUUGUUAUGGCGAACUCAGGCAUUAAUGUGUGGCAAAGUAAAUUUAAGACUGGGAAAGUGAGAAACCUGAGGAUAACUGACAUAUUCACCCACCCCUAUUGGUAGUGCCAAGGUGACUUUUUAAAGGGUAACAUAAAUUCAUGGUUGCGCUUCGAGGCCCCCAAGCCCUUCCCCUGAAAAUAACUUCAAACUGACACGUAAUUUUAGUUUAAGUUAUUGGGCAAAAUUCAGGCCACAACUUUAUUGAUUACAGCAAAGUGAGCGGUGUUGGCUUAGGCAUUGGCAACAGACUAUAACUGACUCCUGCCUCUCCGGCUGGAAGUCUGAAAGGGUAAACACCAAAUGAGGGAGCAACAUCGAUGAAGACCAGCAAAGCUCACCCCGGGGUUCCUGUGGUCCUGGCAUGGCCCUAGCCCCUCAAGUGGACUUUGGACGAGAUCCAGGACCCCCAGAUUCCUUUACCGGAAUACCUUUAUUCAUGGAGGGGCAGGUGAUGGCCGCACCUCCCCUCCCACACACUUCAAUAAGCCAAUGCCUAACCACCAAACCUUACAAAGUUGUGACGAUUGCUAAGAGGGUAGGCAAAAACCAAGUGGCUACAUCCAAUCUGCCAAAUGGAAAAAAUUCCUACCCAGCCCCUGCUCCAAAGCAGGCGACCCAAUCCAAAGCAAGGCCAAAGCAGUAGCACCUAAAAUUAGGGAGGGAGGGCGGGUGUUCGGCAACGCAAUGCAAGUACCCCCAGUUACACCACGCCGCUGCUUUUAUAGGCCCCAGGAAUCACGCCAACUGCCCCAAUUGGCCCAAACAACCUGGCAUGAUCCUGGGGUCCAAUGGUUAAGGCUUGGGCCAUGCCCGGCAACAACUCUCCCAGCGGGGGUGACUUAGGGGUCCACGCGCAACCAAGACCCUUGUUAAGGAGGAUCCCAUAUAUCAGGUGACAUCAAUGUCAAUACCUAAAUGGCACUCCCAUAUUCAAGGUCAGGAUGUCUCUACCACAGAAUUUUUCAAGUAAAAAUGUGGGUCAUUACCUUAAUAUCCUGCUUGCAGUGAUGGACUAUUUGGAUGUUCGUCUCAUCCAGCAAAAAUAUACUUAUCUUAUGCUCAGAACAUAUUCCACACCUUUCACAAUUCCACUCCUAUGCAAUUUUAUUCAGAAGCAAGCCCAACAGAUUUUGAUAGCAUUUGCUUCCUAGUGACUGUACAUAUGAUUGUUGCAGCCUCAAUGAGUGUGACUUAACAAAUGCAAUAAACUGUGCUAUAUCCUAAUGUAAAUUAAAGCACUUAGUUUGCAUAGUAAGUUCAUUUGACAAAGUAAACCAAUAAGAUAACUGAAGGGAUAAAUCAGUUUCACAAAAAACUGUAAGCAUAUUCAUUAAUCAUUUAUAUUAAAUUACUUAAAUCGCUCUAAUAAUCAAGGUUUUUUUAAGCUUGUAUAAUAAUUUUUUUGCAGUGCACCCAGUUUAUUUAUCACUAGACUCACAAAUCAAUUAGGCAUUUCAAUUAAUGUCCAUCCCAUUAACUCGACAGCCCUAGUUCAGUCUUUACUUGCAAGAAUUACUGCAGUUAAUUUGGCAUGUUUAAGGUGACUUACAACAUGAAAAAAUACAUAACUACAACACAGGAAAAGUAGUCAUAAACAAUAAAUAAAACAUUAAAAAAUACACACAGCAAAUCAAAAAAUUUCCACGUAAAUCAUAUGAUACAAAAUAAAGAUAUAAAAAUUAAUAUCAAUAAAAGCAAUAACACACAUCCUCAACAAAAACCCAUAAGCAAUUCCCCAGCCCAAGAGUCCAUUCAACAGCCUCAGCUUUUGUAGCUGGAGUCAGUCUUGGCCCUGCCCUUCCAGGCCUGGUGGAAAAGGGCCUUCAAAGCAGGGGGCAGGUCUUCCAGGACCCACAAUCAAGAUGGUCUCUGGCUCUGUAUGGUGUCCCCUUCCAGUAUACCCAUUAAGUGUAGAAGAACACAGAAAUGGAGAACACUUCCUGUUUGGGUAGAUAAAGAUUUCCAGGAUAACUCUGGGAGCACUUUCAUUUUCCCAGAGAUCUUUCCAAGGGCCACACUCGUAAGACGUGUAGCUGCUCCAUAAGUGAACUCUUAUGGAGGAAAUAAUCUAUUCAUUGUUUUAUUAUUUAAAGUAUUUUCAGCCUGCUCUUCAACAGGGAGAAAGGGUUCCCAAAGUGUCUUACAAAAGUCAGUAUGAAGGCCAGAAGUCCAAGGAGUUGUAUCAUGUAAAUGACCUAACUGAAAGGGACUACGGCAUAUCAGAGGCAGCCCUACACAAUAAAUUAGGUUAACAUAAAUUAGGUUAACAUAACAUAACAUACAGCACUUGGUUCCAAGUGACCCACAUUAGACCUUUCAUGAGCUCUGUACUGUCCAAGAGGUAAGGCGUUCAUUCCCAAACCCCAUUUGAAAACAUGUGCUUGCAAACCCCAGGGCAGCUGAAAGGCUCAGAGUAGCAGUUAUACAAACUGCUUAUUAAUAUCUUCGUAGUAUCCUCAGAAGGCUUGAGAGGAGCGUGGGAGGGAGAUACAGUGGACACUCGGGUUGCGAAUGUGAUCCGUGCAGGAUGCACGUCUGCAACCCGCAGCGGUGCGUCUGCGCACGCGCGGGUUGCGAUUUGGCGCUUCUGCACAUGCACAAAGCACGAUUUAGCGCUUCUGCGCAUGCACAACCACUGAAACCCGGAAGUAACCCUUUCCGGUACUUCCGGGUUUUGGCGGUCCGUAACCUGAAAAAACGCAACCUGAAGCGUCUGUAAUCUGACUGUAUGACUGUAUAGGGAUACAAAUAGAUAAAUCCACUUGGUCCUGCCCGCUUAUUAAGACAAUUUCCACCAAAACACAGGAAGCCUCCUUCAGGGUUUUCCUAGGCUAGCAUCGGACCCCUGUUUGGCUGCUACAUAUUCUGAAAGAUGUUGGCAAGCUUGUGGUCACAAUGAUACUUCCAUUCAUAUGUGGUGGGAAUGUGAAAAAUUAUCAGCAGUCUAUAUUCACAAACCAUUCUACAGAAACAAACCUAUCUCUAACCAAAGACCCAGAAUUAUCUCUCUUGGCCAUCAAAAGUGAUAUAAAUCCCACCCUUGUACACAAGGAGCUGCUAGCUCUCCUGCUAGCUGCAGCCAGCCUUGACAUCCCCAAACACUGAAAGUCUGCAUUAGGACCCUCUAGGGAUGGAAGGCUUGAAAGGGUGUGGGGUGUUGCCUUGCCUGAGCAUUUGACCUCUCAUAGGAGGAUACUAAGAGGAGUUAUGAAAUGAGACCAUUUUGUAGUAGAUGGGCACAGCUCGGCUGGGCAGUCUAGUAAUGUAUUUCCUUCGCAGCUCACUGAACACUAACAGAGGUAAACAGGGCUGAGCUUUUGCCCACUCAUAUCAUCUGUUUCACUUCUUUUCACUGAGUGUGCUUUUCUUUCCAAUAAAGCAAGCAAUACAAUUUAUGGCUACCCAGCCAUUUCAUCUAUUAUUGCUAGUUAACCGCCUAGCAUGGAUCCUAAGAUCAGUUAAUGUACAUUCCCAACAGGAAAGUCUUUCCUGCUUUCCCCCUACAGCCAACUAUGCGAUUAUAACUGUGGGCAAUUAUCCCCUCCACAAGGAGGAGAAUUCUGCAACACUCCAGAGUAGCUUCUCGGGAGCACAGAUGGCUUCAAUGAGCAGAGGGAGACGAACUAAGAAAACAAAAAGUUAAAUAGCAUGGAAUAACUUUAGAGUGAUGCCUUCUCUGUGUGGAUUGUCAUAGGAUGAGUUAGCAGUGAACAUUCCCCACACACUUAAAGACUAUGGAUUAGUGGUGGAACAUUUGCUUCACAUGCUAAAACUUCCAGGCUGAUUCCCGUGUGUCUCUUCAGAGGAGACGCUAUGAAUGCCUUUCACUCUGGAAGGUGUCAUUGGUGAAGGCUCUUUAAACAGGUUAGAAAACAGAUUAUCUUUUAAUUUAAAAAUGGGCAUUCCAGAUGGAUUUGGACUUCACAUCUGAAUUACAUGAAAAGCAGAAGAGGGAUUGAAGCCUUGUUUGUGGAAAUUGCCUUCCAAAGGAAUUAGCUUUCUUGUGCUUUUUCAUUACAGGAAGUGAUCAGGAACUUGGUGAAGAGAUAUAUUGCAGCAAUGAUAAGAAAUUCAAAAACCAAUGAAGGAUUAACCGAAGAAAACUUUAAGGUAAUGAUAUGAUACUGUCAUUCCCCACUUAGUGUAUUAUGGCAGGCGCAACAUAAAAAUUGUUUGACAUUGUAAAUAUUUGCAGCAUGUUCCUAUGCAUAUCAACUCAGGUGUUAAGUCCCACUGAGUCUUAUUAGACUCGCUCCUAGAUUAUUGGGUAUUGUCACUUAAAUGUCUUCCAUUUUUUAUUAUAUUUGUUAGAUGGGUUUCUCACAGCAGGACCCAAACUGACUCCUCAGCUAAGAAAAUCCAAUGAAAAGAUUAAAAAACAACAACAGAUGAACAGGGGGAGAAAGAUUAGGAUUUACCAAUCCCAUCCCUUUAAAAGAGGCCUUCAAAAUAAGAACCAAAAAUCUGUGUAAAGAGAAAAGUAUUUGCCUGGGGAGAUAAAUCCUGGGGUAUAGGAGGAAUAGGGAACCUGAUGGGAACAGGCAGCACCUUAGCAGGCUCUUAGGAACAUAGGAAGCUGCCUCCCACCCAGUCAGAUCAUUGGUUUAUCCAGCUCAGACUGCCAGCAGUUCUCCAGUGUUUCAGUCUCACCUGGCUUGUUUGGGAUGCAAUGCAUGUUCUCUGCCACCACAUCACAGCCCUUCUUCCUAGUACCUUUCAGGGCUGGCUCCAAUAUUGCCAUAGGCUUGUGUAUGCUUUACCACCUACUAGAACCAAGCGGUGGCUAUGGGGAGGAGGCAAGGAAGGCCCUGUGAAAAUGUUAAGUGCUGAUCAUGGUUUGUGUGCAUGUGUGUGUGUGUGUUCUUCUAAAUGUUAAUCUCCUCCCAUCAGCUCACAACCUGUGAAAAAUUAAAUGGUUUGGGGAUACUAAGGUUGCAGAUACCAUCUCACAAGAAGGUUGGUUUUAUGCAAUGUAGAAACUGGGCAUUUAGUGUGGUGGUACCUAACUUUUGGAACUUUCUCCCAUUACACAUCAGACAGGUGCUGUCUCUUAUUAUCUUUUUGGUGCCACCUUUUCCACAAGCCUUUUUCAGUUGAGAUUUUUAUCCAGUCUGUUUCUGAAAUUGUGAGACAUCUUUGCUGGUCCCAGGUACUCUAUCCUCCCCAGCAAGAUUUGUGCAUGAAAGACUAAGGAAGUGCAUGGUUAAUGUUUAGAUGAAGGGGCUAAAUCAUAUUGCAGAUUUUCUUUUCCUCAACAAAAACUGCUGAACUUCUGUUCCUGAUUCUAAAUAAUGAAAAAGAUUUGUUUGCAAUUCUUGUACACAGUGAUGUGGAAAAAUUCAUUUGCAUAACUUUGAACUUUGCAUAGCUUCUCUCAGGAGAGUUCAACCUCUCUCCAUUCCCCCACCCCCGUGACAGAUAAAUCAUUAGAGUUUAACUCAUUUUUUCCCUUCCCUGUCUCUCACCCUAGGAAUUAAAGCAGGAUAUCUCUAGUUUCCGGUAUGAAGUCCUUGACCUCUUAGGCAACCGAAAACCCCAGCGGAGAAGCUAUUCCACCAGCAGCACAGAAGUCUCCCAGAAGGAUGACGCUAAUGAGGACACUGUUGGAGAAACAUCCAAAGCGAAGAGCGUUCCUUUUGGCACAGCCAACAAGAAGAAAGAUUUCAACGUGUCGGCUCUGAUUAAGACUAUGUCUGGGUUCGAAAUGGUCAACGAGAAGCCCAAAAGCAAUGGGAUCAACAAGCGCUCCUUCAUCCGCAAUGGAAACAGGGUCCAAAGGCUCUCUAGCUCCAAGAAAGAGUCCUUCAAGCGACUGGGCCUCCUUUUUUCCAAGAUGAAUGGCCACCUCCCAGAGCCAAACUCAGAGCCCAUGUACACCAUCUCCGAUGGGGUCAUCCAGCCACACCUCAUGUGGCAAGACAUUAAGUAUUCUCAGAUGGCUAAAGAGCGAGACGAGAACUGCUCCAAGAGUGAAAUUAACCUCAAUGAGGUGGACUACAGUAGGAACGUCAGACAUACGGGACAGAGCCAGUGCCCUGCGGUUUGUUCCAGUUCCCUUCACUGUGCUUCCAGCAUCUGCACCUCUAAUUCCAAACUCAUAGACUCCUCUGAGGACGUUUUUGACUCGUGGGGAGACGCCUGUGAUUUGUUUAGGAACCAAUGGAAAGAUGGACAGGAGGAACAGGUUACCACUCGCCUAUAA